Podarcis lilfordi (Lilford's wall lizard) is the source of this 87145-nucleotide messenger RNA. The record is from the annotation of a GenBank genome assembly. Lineage: Eukaryota; Metazoa; Chordata; Lepidosauria; Squamata; Lacertidae.
AUGCUGACCAACAGUAUCACAGUACGACUGGAAAACAUGUCCCAAGAGAAGUUUCUCUCACCACUGCUUGCUCUCUUUGUGGAAGGUGUGGCUACUGUGCUGUCGACAACCAAAGAGGGCAUUUUUGUUUUCAAUAUUCAAAACGACACAGAUGUCAGCUCCAAUAUUCUGAAUGUGACCUUUUCUGCUUUGCUUCCUGGUGGCAUUCGGAACAAGUUCUUCCCCUCAGAGGACCUUCAGGAGCAGAUAUACCUCAACAGGACACUCCUAACAUUGAUAUCUACCCAGCGGGUAUUGCCUUUUGAUGACAACAUUUGUCUGCGGGAGCCUUGUGAAAACUACAUGAAGUGUGUGUCCGUACUUAAAUUUGACAGCUCUGCUCCAUUUAUCAGCUCAAACACUGUCCUGUUCCGACCCAUACACCCCAUCAAUGGACUGAGGUGUCGGUGUCCCCCUGGGUUUACAGGUGACUACUGUGAAACGGAAAUUGACUUGUGCUACUCUAACCCUUGUGGAAACAAUGGCCUUUGCCGAAGCCGAGAAGGAGGCUACACUUGUGAAUGUUAUGAAGACUACACGGGUAUGUUCUUACUUUUGUGAAAUAAGCAUUGCAUUAUGCAUGUGUUAUGUGUUAAGAAAGGCCAACCUUCUAGCUUCUCGGUAAAUCAAAAUACCAAAAAGAAGCCAAAGCAUAAGGCCAAAUUUAAACCUAACUAUAAAUAAACAGGAGCAGGGGGAAGACCCAGAGCAUGCUUUGCAUGCACAAGGUCCAGUGUUCAGUCCCUCGCAUCCCCAGUUAACUAAGAUUCUUUAACUGGACUGUUGUCUAAGUAGAAUCAGGGGUAUAGGCUACGGAGGGCCAGUGCAGUAAAUUAAGGCAAUAUAAAUCCCACCUCACAGUUGUUUCAAUUGUUAUCUUUCCUCUGAACAACUGAGAUGGCUGUGGUGUGAUAGAAGCUGGUGAAUGGUGCAGACCAAAGAACUGUCAUAAACUAUGUACAGAAAAGAUGGCAAAAUGCACAGAGAUCAAAGCCGAGGUUAUCAGGGUUAAUUCUCACACACCCUACACAUGUGGAAUGUUUCUGUGUCUGGACAACAGGGCUUCUGGCACUUCCCAACAGAACCUGCUAUAGAGCACCAGCUCAACUCUGAAGAGAUGAGGAAACGCUUGCAUACAAUCUGGAUUUGCUAGAACAGUUCAGUUAUAUUGAAUCAUGUAGUUUUGGGGUCAGUUGUGAAGAUUUAUAUACACAGAGAAGAAACAAACAGUGGAACACAAAAUUGUUCCUCCUUUAAACACCUUCCGCUCCUAUUGGGAACAAUAGGAGGAAAGGGAAAGACAGCUAUAGAUGCACUCAGAUGCAUGUCUAAAUUGAUUCUUUCUGGGCACUAGGAAGGCUUAGGAUCCUUUGAAUCCUAUCCCUUCCACACUACUUGGCUUUUCCUGCGUAGAAGCUGCAAUGUUAGUUGGGCCAGGGCUUUAGAGAAGCUGAUGGUAUCAAAGAGGUGAGCUCUGACAUCAGGUCUGUCUCUGACAAUGCGGGGUGGGGGAUAGAUCUAGUCUGCUCCAUGGCCCCUGCAGUUCCCUCUCAGGGGCCAUUGGAUUGUACAUUUAUAUGCACUGAUGAACCCAAGUGGCCAUGGUUUCUGGGUGUGUGCUCACUAUGUGUUUUAGUUGGAGUGAGUUCACUGUGUGAACAUGCAUCUUCACUUUUGCAUCUUCAUGUCACUAUGCACUAGCAUAAACACUGCAAAUGCUCCAUGUAAGUCAUGAGUGUGCCCUCAGAUGCAGAUAAUAGAAGAUAAAUGGAUUUAGUGUGAGGCAUAUUCACAUUUCCCCUGAGAAUGGUUGUUGCCUAUAAAAUAGGAAUGAGGAACCUGUUCUCAUGCAGACAUCAUUGGACUUGAACUCCCAUAGUUCCAGCCAGCAUAGUAAAUGGUUAGGAAUUAUGGAAUUGGAGACCAACAACAGUUAAUAAGAGUGCCAUGGGUUCCACUACUAUGCUCAAAAACAGACGGUUGAUACUCCUUUCCUUAACUACAAUUUAUCUCUCAUUUCUUAAAUUCUUUAUCUACCUUGACAAGACACUCUGGAUCAUAGUUCUCAAACUUGUUUGGAGCUAUAGCUGCAUGUGAGGCCACAGAAUCUGCAUAUUUGCCAGAAGAAUGGCCGCAGCACAGCUAUUGACCAUGUAAAUUGAUAAAAAGGAAUCAACUGUGCUUUUUACGGCUGGAACAAAAAUCAUCCCCAAUGGUGGCUGCCCUGGUGCAUACAGGCAAAAAUGUGGUGUGGGUAUUCACUUUUGCUUGACUGAAAGUUGAGGAAUGUAGGGAAUUUGUAGUGCCAGUGCACACUGGAACCUUCUGAUGCUGUCUUUUUGAAAAUCUUAUCCUAGACUUAAAAGGCUGUUGGAGUGGUAAUCCUCAAGGAAAUGCAGUAUACUCUGGAAGCUCUCAAAAUCCACUUAACCCUAUGCUUGGAAAAAUAAUUACAAGAAAAUAGCACAAAAUCUUUCAUCUGUUUGCUUAGAUUAUAUUAGAGAUAUACCCCAAACACCUUGAUUUCCUCCAAAAGGCAAUUACAUCCCAAUGAAGAGGCUUCUUUUCCCCUCCCAUUCUCAUUUCUCCCACAAUACUUUGAAGCUUUUCAUUUGUUUAGAUGUAAUUUAUACAUGAUGAAAGUUUCUCUGUCUUCAGGAGUCUUCUGUUUCAAAUAGUCAGCUACACAGAGCUUUUAUGAGCUAUUUUUGAAAUGGAAAUACCCACCAAUUAUAAUUACCUGGGACAGACUGUACUUCCUGUGAUGCAGGGAGGUGAGUGAUAAGGAGACAUAAUAUUUGUGGGUUUAAAUCAGAUAUGGAGCAACUUAAUUUCAUUUGGCCAAAAACGUACAUUCACUUGCUUGAAUACCUGCCUACAACAAUCUCAUACUAUGAAGAUGCUUGUCUUAAGGAAGAAACACAACAUGUCAUAGACUAGAGAAUAUAAAGUAGAUUCCCAAGCGUCCCGUUCCCCCCAUCUUGUAUGUAGGAAGCAUAUGUCUUGGACAUAAAGCAGCAAGAGAACAGAUUUUAUGUUCACAUUUUGUAAAAUCACUUAUCUAGUACUAAAAUCAGCAUGUCAGUCCAAGAGUUAGGGUUUCCAGCAGUAAUGUGGGCAGAAAAUUUUCCAGCUUCUGAUUUUCCCAUUGAUUUUUCCCCUUUUCUUAACAUUCAUUUGUAAUGAUGGAUGUCAGUUGCAAAUACCAUAUUAGGCAAGCAUGACAGUUCAAACUUUUUUUUUUUACUUUGUUUACUAAAUGCAAGUAAAAGAAACAUGCCAAAUUAGUCACUGCCCAGGGAAUCAAAAAAGUUUCUGUUGCAGUAUGGAGCCUCUGUAUCUGUUUUUCCAUGUUCCUUAGCUGUUCCGCCUCCUUUUGUGAGAAAAAAUUAAAUCCCUACUUACUGCAGCAGGGGGGCAGGGGUUAGAUGGGUUCUGUGCACUGGAGCUGUUUGUUGGUCACAAAAAUUGCUAUUUUGCAUGCUGCUCUUGCAAACCUUUCCAAAGUGGAUCAAACAGUGGGGUGGAAAUUUUGGCUUGUGCUCAAAGAAAGGAAAGAAAACCCAACCGGCAUCUGUACAGUGGUCAUGUGAACUUUCUUGUGCCUGUGUAACAGUGUUUUUAUUCAAGCACUGGAGUCAUUAGAAGGCUUUCCUCUGUGUCUUUCUAUAAUUGUGAGAAGUAAUGCUCUGGAGUCUUCAAGGCGGAGAGAUUAAUUUUGCCAGUUGCACAAUGUACUACAUUCAGGAGAAUUGCAAAACAAAAUAAUGCAAAAAUUAAUAAUUCUUGUUCAGUGUAUGAUUAAAUUAUAUUUCAGUUACUGAGCUGGUCAGUAGCAAACUUUCGCCCACUUCUGCAAGUUAAAACACUUCUUUUCUUUACAGUUUCUAUGUGUUUGAUUAGCAGGUCAGACAGAGCAUUUGUUCAUUGUGUCUGAGAAUCUGGACUAUGUUCUUCCUCCACUGUCAAAGGCACUAUGCCUCUGAAUACCAGUUGUGGGGACUGUGGGUGGGCAGAAUGCUGUGGCUCCCAAGUCCAGCUUGCAGGCUUUCCACAGGCCAUUGUGAGAACAAGAUGCCUGUCUAUAGGGGCCAUUGACCUGAUCCAGCAGACUUCUCUUAUGUUCUUAAGCAUUCCCUUCUUUUCUGAAGAUUGUUUUAUGCUACACAACAGUAAAGUAAGACUAAAGCGUACUUAUUUAUAUUUGUUUUUAACACACUCUCAUUGCAAGGGCUUGAGAUAGCAACACUAUUUUAAAAUACAGCCUAGAAUUUUAUAUAGAUAGAUAGAUAGAUAGAUAGAUAGAUAGAUAACAGUGGAUAUACUAUUGGGCAUAUCACCCAAUAGGUGCAGGCGAUAAAGAUUAACCAAAUAGCACCCACAGACUGCACACCUGAUAUUUUAAGGAGAAGGCAGGUUCCUUCCUGUGUAGAUGAACUAUCCAAAAACAGCACCUGUUUUGUCAGGAUUAAUUUUAAAUUUAUUAACCCUCAUCCAAUCCAUCACUUUUCCCAAGCACUGGAUCAGCACUUCUGCUUUGCCUGAGAUAGCUGGGAAAUAUAGGUAGAGCUGAGUGUCCUUGGCAUAUUGAUGCCAUCCAAUUACAUAUCCUCUUAUAAUAUCCUUCAUUAACUUUAUGUAAAUGUUGAACAUAAGAAACAAAAUUGAUCCGUGUGGGACCCCAUAACAUAGAUGCUACUGGGCUGAAAUACAGUAGCACAGUGCCUCCUCUGGAACUGGCCCUCUAGGUAGGAGCAGAGCCACUGAAAAAUGAUGCCCUUGAUCCCUCAACUCAGAGACCCUAUGUGGGAGAAUACCAUGGUUAGUCGGUAUUAAAUCCUCCAGAGAUAUCCAACAAAAUAAGCAGGGUUAUAUACCUCCAUCUAUCUCUCAAUAUAGGCCAUCCAUCAGAGCCAGCAAGCAAUUCCAAAUCUGGGUCAGAAUCCAGAUUGAAAUGGAUCCAGAUAAUCUGUUUCAUCCAGUAGUGCAGAUUAGCCCUUUAUGUGUUGAAACCAUCAAUUUGUGUACGCACAGUUAAUUAAUUUAAUAGUUUGAUGAGAGACGGUUUCUUGUUAGCGGGAGAGAAAGCUGUUAAAUUAAUUGUAGUAUUGAGUACUUGGCUCAUUUCUUGGUUUUGACAUUACUGAUUUACUGUUGACUGUUUUACCCAAGUCAAAGUGCCAUAAAUCACCUCUGGGGUUAACUUCAUUCUGCCAUGAGGUUUCUAAAAGUCAAUUCCGACUUUUCUGCACUGUCAACGGAGCACUGACCAUUAUAUCUGCAGAUCUUCCAGUUACUGAUUACUGAGAUGUCUCUGUUGGUGUUCAUCUACAGAAUUCAGCACUAUUCAGUUGACCUGUUCAACCAGCCCCGGGUGCAAUGCACACUCACCACUGAAAACCUUGAGUAUUCCCCCUCCCCUCUUGGCAUCUGUUGCUUUUUGCCUGUGGAAAUGUUUCAACAGAUCAAAGUCCUGGUCUGUCUUCUUUUGAAACCCCUUCUGGAGAUUCAACAUUCUUGUUUGUUCUUUUUAAUUAGGCUUUAAAAUGGUCUGACAGGAUUUCUGAUGUUACAAAAGCAUUUUAAAGUGCUGGCAUUAAGGAAGCUUUGCAAUUGAAAGUGAUAUGCCUAACAUCAGUGUAAUCACUAAAUCCUCCUUUCCCCACCCACCCAUGAACCCAGAAGUUCACCGUGUCACCUUCAUCAUAAAGGUGAUUCCAUCACGGACUGGAGAAAUAACUCCUGUUGAGGGUAUGUCCAUGGUUUUACCCUUUGCUGAAUAGUUUUGGGUGGUAUUUUGAGAGUAUGAAAAUUUUUAGCCCUGAGGUCAUAAGAUGCUUCUUCACCUGAUGAAAAAAGCAGCACUAUUACAAUAAUACUGAUAAAAACACCUAGACGUCUGAGGGCCAGUUCCCAUAUUCAUGCUUAUCAGCAUCAAACUGGGGAUACUAGUCAAUUGCAUAAAUGCCAGUCUUCAUACAUUGUUUUGUUUGUUUCCAGUGGAUGUGGAAUGCCUUUCCAUUGCUUUGCAAAAGCAAAUAGUCACCCACACUUUAAAGAAGAAAAUAAAUUAACUCUCCAUAUUGUUGCUAGGAGAUAAUAAGUUAACAAUAGAAGAAACUUCCCAAAAAUGAAGGGAUUGGUAAAAAGGAAAUUGAAUGGCAAAGUCAAGAGGGUCAAAUCACCCCAGAUGCUUGGGAGCUGUUUAGAGACACAACAUUAGAAGUUUCUUCUGUAUUUCCUCAUUUAUUCUUGACCGUUGCGCUAAUAAUACUGGACUGAUUAGUCACUUUUUAAAAUUAAAAGUAAGCUUAGAACAAUUUGCAAUGUAAUACAAAACUUAAAACCAAUGCAAAACAAAAUAAAAAUGGCAAAUUUUCAUUUACAUAAAAGGUGGUCUAACGGAUCCUGGAGUCCACAGUAUCUAAAUCCCUCCAAGUUAAUUCCAAAAGCCUGGCUGAAAAGCACGGACUUUGCCUGGCUCCUAAAAGCAGUCAGUGACGGUGCCAUGCACACCUCCCUGGGGAGAACAUUUCACAACAGGGGGCUACCUCUGAAAAGGGCUGUUCUCAUGUUGCCACCCUCCACGCCUCCCUUGGAGAGGGCACACACAGAAGGACGACCAUUGCCCCUUGUCUUGGCAGGUGUGGAUAUGUGCUUCCCUUUUUCCUGACCUCUAGGCAUCUUUAUUAGCAAUAUUACUAUAUUUCCAUUACUGGCUCUCCGGAAACCUGUUAUAUCAUGAAAGUGGCAGACUAUUACACAGAAUGCCCUCUGGCUCACUGAAAUUUCAGCUAAGGAGAAGCACCCAGAGGUACAAUACUGAGCUAGAUGGACCAAUGUCCUAACUCAGUAUAAGGCAACUUCCUUUGUUCCUGUUUUCCAAGGUAUGCAAAACCUUUGCCUUUGCCUUACCGGAGGAGUUUUAUUUGAGUUGCACAAGUCUCUGAGUAUUUUUUUCUCCCUUUCAGGCUGUGCAUAAACUCUUCCCCUCCGAGUAUAACUUUCUAUUGUUAUUCAUAAUUCAGGUCUGUGUGUACAAAAUGAAGAAAUAUUAAAGGAAGGUAUUGUGCAGGUCUUUUCUGAUUAGAAUUUGGUAUAACUGCUUGUGAUUAAUUGCUCACAAAUACAAGUAUUAUGAAUUCUUGUCUUUAGGUUGCCUGAUCAGCAUGAUGUUGAAUCCCAACUGGCAGCCUAGUCACGCACUUCCCUUUGCAAUAAGGCUUCUCAUUAGUGCUGAACUAGCACGAUAACAAGAGGCUAAAUAAUUAAUCAAAUUGCUACCAUGCCAAAGAAUCAGUUCUGCUGGGUCUGAGUUUUCCCCCCCUUUUUGACUAAGAAUGUUAUUUCCAUUUUUAAAUUAUUUAUUUAUUUAUUUAUUUAUCGUUAAAUUACAUAUACAUACGUAACUGGACAUUCUAACAUGAUUGGAUUUAUAAUAUAUAUUUAAGGAUUAAAACAAAAUAUUAUAUUUAUUACACCACCAGAGCUAUUCUCCCAUUCAAAAGCAAAUGAUCCAACACCAGAUACUCAGAAUGUUAUCAGCAGAAAAUAAAAAGCAUGUUCUCAAAGAGUAUAAAGCAGAUUUAAUUGUACUAAAAGUAGAUAUGUUUUUGUACGUGAAAUUUUGGGCUUUAAUUUCUCUGUUAUGUAUUCUUGAAUACAAAAUUACAAGGACACAGAGCACUGACAUGGAGAUGCCCUCCCAGGUGAUAUAAAAUCUCUAUAUGUGAAUUUCUUGAAUCACUUUGGGGUUUUUUUUAAUUGACACAAAACAUUUGGCUCUCCCAACUGUUCUUGCCAGUUGCCUACCUACUUACUCUAGAGAGUGAAGGUAACUGAAUGCAUCUGCUGCUCAGAGUGGGCAGUGGGCAGUGAGCAACUGGCAAGAGCAGCUAAGACCACCACAAGCAGAUGCAUAUAUUCACUCUCCUGGCUGCUCCUGUCUGCCAAUUGCCUUUUUCUGGCAGAAGGCUUGAAUGCUUGCCCCUGCUGCUCUCAGCUGGCAUUUUUGAUAGGCUGAUAAAUUAUAAUAGCUGCAACUAUUGCCAGUUCCUCCUGAUACUAAAAACUCACACUGUUGCUAUCCUCAGCAUAGUUAAGUCUCUGGUUGAUAACAUGGGAAACUGCCCUGUUAUCUAAUUAUUAUCAUUUAUAACUUUAUAUCAUGCAUUUAUUCCACCAUGAGCUCAAGAUGGCGAAUACAAGGUAACCUGGCAGUCUCCGCCACUCAGACCCUUGGUCCAUUUAGCCCAGUAUUGUUUACAUUGACCAGAAGCAGGUCUCUAAGGUUUCAGACAGAAGUCUGUAUCUGUCUUACCUGGAGAUGCUAGGGAUUGAAAUUGGGACCUUCUACAUUCAAAGCAGAUGCUCUGCCAAUGAGCUAUGUUCUUUCCCCAGUAUCAGUCAUACUCAAAGUAGACCCACUGAUAUCACCAGCAUUGGGUAUCACCCAUGGUGCUGAAAACAACUCUAAUAUUUAUGUGUGCAUCUUAAACAUGUUUGUCCUGUGUUAAACCCUGAGAGUUAGCAGGGAAUUGCUUCAAAGUAACUGACUUACUGAUUGCUGCUCAUAUCUCAAUACUGUAUAAUGCAAACUGGUGAUCUGCUAACAUUCAGUUAUUGACCAUAGCUCAAAUCUGCAUGUUACUGUUUGCGGAUACUGAAUUCAACUAACCACAGUCUGCUUUAUUAUUAUUGUUUAUGUCAUGAAGUGGUGUUUUGCUUUGUUUUUUGCACUCUUAUGCAGUUCUGGACACACUACACAUACUGGUAGGAGGUCACAUUGAAUUCAGUUCUCCUUUUUUUUUGAGUAGGCAAGUGUAGGAUAGCACCUUUAACUGAGUAUCUGGAAGAGAUAGCCCUUAGAACAUUGCAUGGCAAGGCCCCCGAGCCCCACCCCAUCAGCACAGCACAGCCAGAGGCUAAAUUAACAAAGGGUAUCAUCAUACUGAAUUCCUGGCUUGAGGCAAACUAUUUGUAGUUGUCAGGUGUAUGGAGGUGUGUCUGCAAAUAACUGAAACCUGGAUUACAGUAUAUUCAGCAAGGCUUAAAUGGGUAAAUUUAAGCUUCUGGGCAAACUGUUAUUCCCCUCUUCCUUUCUAUUCAGAUCCCCUACUUGUUUUUUAACUAUUCAUACUUUGCAUUUUUAUUUAUCCAGGCUUGGUUGUAAGAACAUUUAACGACCAAUCAGAUAAAAAUGAUGUACUUAUUUCCAUGAAUAGUGCAAGAACAUUAAGUAAGUUCGUAAAUAAAUAAAGCCAGCUCUUAGGCUUGCUGUACAGCUUCUGUUGACAUCAUGGAUUAAGGACACUGGACAGCCUUUUGUAAACAAUGGAAAUUAAGUAUAUAAUCUUGAGAAUGUGUUUGCAUUUUCUGCUGACGGGGGAAUUGUUUUUGUUGCUCUUAGCAGAUGUGCCCUAAAUAACUUGUAAUCCCAAAUACAUUGUUUCUUUCCUCUUUAAAUUAUUUUUUUUUAAAUCCAAAUUAAAAAGAAAAGAGGGAUCCCAAAUUGUCUGCCCAUGUGUGUGUGUUUGUGAAAGAGAGAGAGACAGAGAGAGACUGUAGGGGAGGAGGAGGAGGAGAAAACAGCUACUCCAUCUCCGCCUAUAGUUUUUAAACCCUGGUUGAAUUAAACUAUGUAAACUAUGCUCACUUUAUUCGCAUUAUAAAAAAUCAGGGAAGCUGUUUUGGUCCAUAAGCAGAAAAACAGUCGGGUAAUGACUUUAUUAGGACCAACCAAAAGGCACAAAAGCUUUUGAGUUCUCUUGAACUGUUCAACAGGCACAAUGUUGCUAGUCACUACAGUAGCUUCUAGAAGUGAAAUGCCUCAGUCUAGCGUGGCUCCUCUGUGAAAUCUGAGGGAGUAGUGAGAGCUCUCUUUCUGCUGGAACAAUAUGCAUGGAAUGCCACAUUUAUAUCUUCCUGGCCUGUCUACCCAAUUGCUGCUGUCACUCUUGUAUUACCCCAUUUUUGUUGUCUUACCCCAAAAUUAGUUUAUAUUUAUUGUGAGAAAUGCAGAGCUUCCAAUUCUGACAAGUGUCAUUCUUGAUGAGACAAAGUGACAUGAAGCAUCAUACCAUACUUUCUCCAGUUCACAAAUUUAAAUAUUUGCACAGCGUAAGCAUUAGCAUCCCAAUCCUAAGCAUUUUCACUGUCUUAUCUGUGUAUAGCACAAGAAUAGCACCUCUGCGGCAGUGGCUUACCAUCGAAGUGACACAUAACCUUCCAAAACUUUUAUUUGCAAGCCUUACAAUCUGAUGUCAGUAGAUUUUAUUGUUUAUAGCCAGUGGCCAUCACAAUACAGUAUGAGCACAAAUCACACGAGACAACCUGAGAUAAACAUGCUUAUGUAGAAACAAUUCCUUUUGAAUUUUUGAAUCAAUGCAGCCUUUUUAUUAAUUUAAGUUAAUUUAUUGUUACAUUUAUAUCCAACCUUUCUUCCAAAGAGUUCACGGUAGCGUAUGUGUUUCUCCUCCUCUCUGUUCUGACAACAACCUUGUUUGGUAGGUUAGGCUGAGAGAUAGCCCAAAGAAUUCUAACUCUGGUCUCCCAAAUACUAACCCAACAUCCUAAAAUAAGCACUACAACUGCACUAGCUUUUAGGCUUAAUUGCUGUCACAUUUUUCUUGACUUUGUCAAAAUAUUGGUGUGCAGAAAGCAAACACUAUAUUAAUAUGUGUUAGGCAGAGCUGAUUCACACACGGGCUCAACAGACAAUGGAUGUGUGGCUCAGAAGCUCAGAACCUUAUGCGUACCAGAUCAUGUGUAUGCAGAUUCAUAUAUGAAUAGAUCCUGCUUGAACAUUCAAGGAAUUAAAAGGUCCCAUGGGAGGCAUAGCCAUGUGGACCUCAGUUCAGUUCAUGCUAAAGGUUCUGUGUGUUUUGGGGAAGAGAAGAAGACUAUGUCUUGCAACUGUGUUCCACUUACAUGCCAGGAACACAUGUAAACCAACACAGAGAUCAAAGAUUAUUUUAUUUCUUACUAUUCAUAUGGAGAUAGCAAGUAUGAGAAGAGGUGUUUUUACAGGAGUGUGAAUUCACAGUUUCUGUCUGGGUUGUUAAUCUGAGUCAAUAGUCCUGCCCUAUACAAUGUAAGAAACCCAUUACUCUGUGGGCCUUUCACAGUUCACUCUGCAUCUCUAGCAAACUCAGUACUCUUCCACCCCCUCCAUCCCAUUCAUACGAUUGUUUACAAGAUCACUUGGCUUUUUUAUGAAGAAGAGAAGGGUCAAGAGCCCUCAAGAUAACUAGGCAUUGUUCAGUCAUUCAGAUUUCUUCAGAAUCACAUUCACAUUUUGAAGGUGUAAACAAAUUAGAAGUUCAGUCAAGUCCAGGAGUUGGUGUCCCAGGAUAAAUGAGUGCAUAAACAGACCUUGAGCAAAUAAGGUCUGGCACUCUAUUGUUAUUUCUUAGUAUUUCAUUAUAGCCCCUUUAUGUCGUACAUCCCUUUCCUGAAGACAAAUAUCACCCCAACCCACCAUGAAUUCCUAUGCUUCGCCUCCUGUGUUGCUAACAUCUGAAAUUUGCAGUCUUGAUUUCAGAUGUGAAAGAGGGUCUUUUAAAUAUGAAGGCAACCACUGUUUCAAACAGGAACAGAGGACAAACAAUAGAAUGAGCAAACAGGUCUGUUGACUUGCCAGGAGACAUUCUUGACCUUGGUGGAAUGUUCAGGGAUCACCCAAGUAGUUAUUAAAAAAUUGCAUUCAAGAAUGUGCUAUUAUUUAAUAACUCCAGGGCCAUUUUUUUCUACCCAUAAGAAUGGCAGUGAUUUAAAGAUUACAGACCAUACAGACAGCUGCCUGUUCUCUUGUUUACUUGAUUCUCUAGUGUUUCUGCAAGUACAUAUGUGCAUGUCAAUGCCCUGUUUGUUUGUUGUCAAUUGCCCUUUCAUCGGCCCUGUAAGAUGUCACUCCAGAUAGAAGUCAGGGCUUUAUUGGUAGAUACUCUCUUCCAGUUUCAAUAGGGCAAGACCAUACUUAGCCAUUUAUUUAGGUUUGUGCUGUUCUCAACAGUUCAAACAUGCAAAAGCACUGUAGCCUGAGAGACUUCAUUGUGAUUACUAGGUAACAGAAGGAUUGGCUCUGAUCAGACAGCAAGAUAUGGUGCUAUCCUUGUAGUGUGGGUGGAAAUGCUUUUGAUGUUAGUGUAUUUUUAAUGACAUUUUAAUAGUCCUUUUGACUGUUUAAUUCCACCACCACAAUCAUGCAGUAGAAGCUCUUUCCUCUGCAACAGUGUCAAUUACUUUCAUAAGAAUGAAACAACUGGCCUGGUGUAAUGGGAGAGCAUGGAGGGGUCUUCUGUCAGAGGUGCAAGAGCAGACCAUGGCACUUAACAGCUAACUCACGAGGCUAGGGUGGGCAACAUUGUUUUAUGGAAUUAGACAUAAAUACAUAGCCUAUUUCAGAUGAUAGUUUAUUCUGCUGAAGUUCAUCAAUCACUACUUGAAAUGCUUUUGAUCUACUAAAGGUUUUGGAAGCAUAUUAUUUAUUAUCUCCUCACACUGGAUGGAUUUUUUAUUGUGUUGUGUUUUUUUAGGAGAGUACUGCGAAGUGAACGCUCGCUCUGGGCGCUGCGCUCCAGGAGUGUGCAAGAAUGGUGGGAGGUGCGUCGAUCUGCUCAUAGGAGGCUUCAAAUGCGAAUGCCCUGCUGGCGAAUAUGAGAGACCUUACUGCGAGAUGACCACAAGGAGCUUUCCCCCAGAGUCAUUUGUCACUUUCAAAGGAUUAAGGCAACGCUUCCAUUUCACUGUUUCUCUCAUGUAAGUUUGCUUCCUUUCUAGUGAAAAUUUCCACUCACUGACCUGGUUCACACACGAAGCCAAACCAUGGCAAAGAGCUGAAGACAUAUCUAAUGAAGUUCACCACUUGAUUUCAAUUUGUGUUUUUAAAAUAACCCUCAUGCCCACAAACUGUGUUGCAAGUUAACUAGUUCCAAAAUUGCAUGAAGGCUGUAGGUUAUGCAUGCCAUAUACCACAGCUGAAAAAGCAGAUGUAAUAAAAAUAGCUAAAUAAAAAGUAGAGGCAGCUUAAAAUCAUCUACUUCUUCAUCACAAGCUGUUUCUUUUCUCUUAAGCAUCUUGUCACACUUUCUGCAAUAAUUGUCAGCUGUGUGCCACCUACUAUAAGGCUGAGGAGCUUCUCUUUCUCUCUCCUUUCCUUCCUUCCACCAACCAGUCACUGUUUUAAAGAAAUAGUUUCUUGGCCACAUCCCAGUAAUAUGUCCUUGAUGAGGGUGGGUGGUUGCAUGACAAAUAGGGCAGAACAGCUAGGCAGGUCUUCGAUGCAGGCUGCAGUACUAAGAUCAGGUUCUUAGAAGUUCCACCCACAACAAUGGGGCUUCCUUCUGAGUAGACAUUUAGGAUUGGGCUUCCAGUAAGCAUGAAAGUGAUAGUGGCCUGGUACGACCCACCAUUUUUUGUAACCUCGCACAUCUGCUCCAUGCACUAUAAGAAUAAGUCAGCAGUGUCCUAAUUUGGCCUGCUAAGCCAUUUUUCCCAAACCACAGUUACCUUCUCCGUACCUGAUGCCAUAAUGGGACAUUGGAUGCGAUGCAGAUAAAGACAUAACUGCAGAAGAAAUAAUAUGGAGCCUUAAAGUGCACUCCUGUUCAUUCAUUGACAAGCAAGGCUGGCUGUAACUGCUGAUCGGUUGAUUGGCACUUAUAGCAGGCCCCACAAUAAUUGACUGGGUCAUCAACAGAGAAAAAUAUAAUGCAGCAGGAAAGGGUGGGAACAAAAACAUCAUGGAAGAAGGGUGGGGAUUCAACUUUUAAAUGUAUAUUGGAUUUGAUGUUAACUUGUUAAAAAUUGGUGAAACUCAAUAAAAAAUUAAUUGGCAAAGUAAAUCUAAAUUAGUCAUGUCCAUUAACUUCAAUGAGUCUACUCUGAUUAGGACUGGCACUAAAUGCCACCCAAUGUAUUAUAUUUAGAAAACUGUUCUAGUGAUGUCAUAGGCUCUCUUCAUAGAUACAGUUUCAGACAUUUUGCUAGUAUAUGGUACAUUACAAAGGAAAUAGAUUCCAUUUUACAGCUAGGAAUAUACUAAGUGUCCAUUCUUUGUUAACACAGUGGCUGGAAAUUCUUAAGAGGUUUGUUUACCGAGCAACUGUGCUGUAGAUAAUUCUUCACAUGUGCUUCCUGACCUGUUUUAGGUUUGCAACCAGGGAAAGGAAUGCUCUGCUUCUCUACAAUGGGCGUUUUAAUGAAAAACAUGAUUUUAUUGCACUUGAAAUAAUUGAAGAACAGAUCCAGCUGACGUUCUCUGCAGGUAAGACAUUUCUGUCUUUUUCGCUUGCUAAAGCCAGCAGUAGCUCCUUAUUGAAUGUGUGCAUGUGUCAGUGAAACUGGACAACUCAGUAGCGUGAGAGAGUCACCCAGUUGUAUCCAGAUUUUUUUAAAAAGCACGUAACAGCAAUUCUGUGUGGCUAUGCUUGGUGAUAGACUAAAGCAGGGGUUCCUAAGCUGUGGUCUGUGGGUCCACAACCUCCAUUUAGGGGGUUCACGCCAUGUCUUUCUUUGAAGAUGGAAGUGGUAAAUAUUAAAUAUUCACAUUGUUUUUAACUGUAUUUUGAGUGCUUCAUUUAUUACUAACACUGUAUUUUGUUGCAUUACAGUUUGGAUUCUAUGCAAUUCAAAUCGCAAUACAGUAAGAUGCAAUACAUAAUAAAUGAAAGAAGCAGUAAAAAUACAUUUGAACUUUUUACAGCAUCUAGCACAGCACAUUACAGGUGGAAAAUCAUUAAGUAGUCCACCAACAGACACACACACACCCCUAGUCCAUGAGUUGGGGGAUACUGUGUUAGAGUGAGAAGUAUGAUUUUGAUCCCAUGAACCAUUAAGAAUAAAGGCAGUAGAUGUAGAUAUAGACAGAUAGACAGACAAACAGACAAAGAUAGAGAUAAAAAUAUAUAGAUACAGAUAUAGAUAUAGAUAUAGAUAUAGAUAUAGAUAUAGAUAUAAAUAAUAGGUCAAAACCUGUGGUUUUCAAACAAAUUAGUGCAUGGGUAUUUCUAAAAUGUCUGCAGUUGUUCUGUUCACUGGAACAAAUACUGGAUUUACAGUCACAAAGCAAAUGGAUUUUAGACUAUUAGGAGAUCUGCUCAAAAGGGAAAUAAAUAAGAUUAUAAGCCUAUGCAUGCUUACUCAGAAAUUCCAAUUUUGUACAACUUAAUGCUCUUUAAAGUGUGUAUCGCACUAUACAAUUGCAUAAAGUACAUGAUGGGUUUUAUAAAACAGAAUCAGAAGUUUUCAUUGUCAACUAUACACCACAUUGAAGGAUUCAUUGCUACAAUAGUGAGCUGUGAGUGCCUAAUUUUAUAAGGUACUGAGUGUUCCCAAAUUGCUUUAGCAGUCAAUGGGACCAUUCAUGUACUUAAACUGAAGCACAUGCCCCCAAUAUUUUGUACCAGACCAUUUACAUGGUGGCUGAAAAUAGAAAGUGCAUCAAAAAGUAGGCCUAUUUUCGACUUAUGUAAAUUAAAACGCAUAGUAGGGCAACACUGUUCAUGUGUAGCAGAAGCAAGUUCCACUGUGCUCUGUUCCUCAGGCUGCAAUCCUAUUCACACUUUUUUGUGAGUAAGCCCCAUGGAACACAAUGGGACUUGCUCCCAAACUAACAAGCAUCAGGCACUGUAAUUAAAUGAACGAAAGAAGGGAAUUCAAAAAACUGCCAGAAAUACUGAAAACUGCUGGAUUGGUUCUUGAUGUGCAUAAGGCAAAGAUGUAGUCUUUUGGAACUCUGAUUCUGAUAUCAUUGAAGAAGCUAUUUUUUGGGUUUAAACAUUUUGAGAUGGUUGACAUACGGCUUAAAAGUACUCCAGAGGAAACUUAACAUGCCAGGUGAGAGCGGCAAAGGGCAAGCGCAAUCCAUAUUCCUUUUGUAAUGUAUGGCAAAUUUUUAUUGAAUACAUAAAUUGUUCAGACUGUGGCAGGAAUCAAACCAGCAUUCACAGGAAAAUGUGGCAUGAUCUUUUAGAGUAAUCAAAUGAAACUUUUAACACAAUGACAUGGUAAAAGUGUAAUUUCAUCAGGACAAGUUAUUGACAUUUACUGUUGUAAUAAUUGUUUCCUCAAAAUUUAUCUUCUGUACCAUGAAAAUAAAUAAAAACUUUAUUUAUUUUUUUAAAAGUACUCCAGAGGGUUGGCAAAUCCUCUAGAGGCUGCAGUGGGGAGCAAGAACCUCCAAAAUUGCCUCUCUUCCCAUUCUACCCACGGUUCAGAGCAGCUUCCUUCCCAAGCUGAUAUACCUAGCAUAUUUUUUUAAUAUAUGACUUUUGACACCCCAAGCCUUCCAGGACAGUAAUUUUGUUUUUAAAAGAUAAUGCUCCUGCUAGUUUUCUGAGCAUUAAGACCUCCUAACAAUAGUGGCACACAAGAGGAAGAAAACCAAGGCACCUUUGCAAGGUGAGGAAGAACCCUCAGGUGGUGUUUCUCUCCAUUGCAGCUGUAGGCUGGGAGAAGUCUGGUGCUGUUAACGGGGAGGAAAGUCACUAUCUUUGCUUUUCGGAGUUUGCUUUCUGAAGAGCAGAAAGUGCACUUUAUCUUCCCAUCGCAGCAGGGCAGUUCUAAGAGGAGAGGUUCUUUUCCCAGCUCAGCACUGCAGGUAGAAAAAAAAAAUCUGUGUUUGCUCUUCAGAGGACUUUAUCUCUUCCUCACAGCCACAGCUCAGCUUCCCCUGUGUGUGUGAGUUUGCUGGGUGUCUGCAUCUCUCUCUCUCUCUCUCUCUCUCUCUCUCUCACACACACACACACACACAUACACACACCGUGUGUAGUGAGUGUGUGGACUGAAGUACAGUCUGUGUGGAUGUGUUUGCAUGCACAAAACUGAAUGCACAGUUGCUGGCCAAAAUGACUUAGGCCAUCAUCACAGCUGGCCUUCAGAGGAGGCUAGGGUCAAGAAAGGGUAAGCGUUCCUGGUAUAAAGUAACCCAUGAUUCUUACCAAUUUAAAUUCAGUUAGUUUUCCUGUUCAUGGGUGCAAAGUAUUAACAAGGAACUGAGAUUUUUAAAAGCAUAAAUUUGGGGUGUUUUUGCAUUUGAAUGUCUCCGUUUGCAAUAGGAAUAUUAUAGUUGCACUUAAGAUGGUCUUAGGUUCAUGAAAGUGAUCAUGGAAGCAGAUUAUGUUAACUGUCGAAACGUAUGUGGUCUCUACCACUUCUUUUAUGCAUGUCUGAUGAAAGCUUAGUUGAUUGGAACUUAUUUGUAUUUUCUUUACACUCAUUAAGCAGCAACAUACCUUAUCUUUAAGAUGAGUUGGAUCUUUUUGCCAGGGCACAGUUUUAAAAAUUGAAGACAAUAGUUUUUGGGUUGUCAGGUAGAGGGAUGGGCUUCAUAGAAAUGGAGGAGGAAGCAUAAAAAUGCACAUUUUAAGGAAGUUGCUGGAUGCUGGUGGCUGUUGAGUUCAGUAAAACUAAAAAGGCUGAAACCCACAUAUAUUGGCUUAAGUAAGUUGUGCAUCAAUUCUGUGAGUCAUAGGAGCUAUGGUGUGUGAGUAUUCUGGACCUUAAAUGCACUCUCCUACACUUUCACGCAAGAGAUAUAAUUAGAUGUGAAGCAUUUUGCCCAAAGCAAUACUUUCUAUAUCUACUAAGUCUAAUUGGAAAUCAACCUAUGGUAUAUAUAGUAACCAGAAAAGAUUUCUGUCUAGAUGGUAUCAAUUAUUUGUUGGUGUCUGCACCCUCAAGCACUUUUUUAUUAAGAAAGAGCAAUAGUGAUGCAAGAGGAAGGCUGCUUGUCCUGUUUUGUGUCUGCAUAAGCCAGACGUUAUUUCCGAAAGAUUUGUGCUAAAAUACUAUAGAGAAGAAACAGAGAAAAAGAGGACUGCCAUACUUGUGUAUACAUUCUUAUAUACUACGUAAGAUCUUUGAGAUAUUAAAUUUUAUCAGCAUGGCUGCGUGCCUUUAUCAUAAGUCUGCUUCAUGAAAAAUCAUAUCCAUGAAAACAUUUCCUCUUUAAAAUGGAAAAUUCGUAAGUCAGGGGAGAGUCAAGUGCUCUGAUCCAGCAAGAAAAACCGAUGUAUAAAGCAAUAUUUCAGUGCCUGCACUCAGCGUGGCUGCAAGUGAUACCAGUAUUCUGGGCCCCAUUGAACUGGUUGAAUUUUAUUUUUAAUGCUAUUAUGCAUUCCCAUCUGGUCACAGUUUGCCACGUGCAACUACUUUGGGGUGACUUGAUACAAGAGCUGUUGGGUUGUAUGCAAUUAAGUGGUCCUCUUAGCGCAAGGAUUUCCAUCUAUGCAACAGGACUUCCUCUCCCCAUGUGCCCCCCAGUCCCCUCCCCGAAUCUGUUUUAGAGCAGGUUGGGAAGGCUGGAAAGGGAGAAGAGGUCCUGUUGCUCAGGCAUAGAUCCUUAUGCUAAUAGAUACAGCGCAUCAUUUUUAAACUAUCCUUUGAUAAAAUAAGUGACACAUAGCCUUACAUCUGAUUCACGUUGCAUUCUGUAAUAUGAGCAAAUAUAGGUCACAAAGCAUCUCAGCAACCAUGACCUACAUGUACAAACUCUUGAGUAUAGAAGCCUCUGAGGGACAACAUGGGGCAAAAUCACAACAUAUAAUUCAGUGGUGUGGAAAGUGCUUACUCUUAUGCAAGGCAGGGGCGGGGCAUUCAGUUUUCACCAGCCAGGUAUGAAUUCUAAUCCAUAUACCAAACUGUUCCCAAGGGUUGCCCAACUCCCAGGAGCACAUUUUGUAGGAGGUGUAGAGGGCUGCAGUGAAUAACAGAGUGGGUGGGGGCUGCCCAAAAUCAGAUGCUCUACCUUGGGCAAACAGAAAUGCUUUCAGUUUCCACUUUGUUUGAAUAACCAAUGUUGUAAAAUAAACAGAAGUUGGGAAGUUGUCACAGAUUUAAAGACAAGCACAUAUAUUUUACGACUGUUAUGAAACUUUAAUGCUUCCUACUAUGGAAGUAGCUUUUCUUUUUGUGGGGGACUGAGAUAAGGGGAGCCUUACUUCUGCAUUGUUUGUUUUUGUCAGUGUUGCAGAAAUUAGGAAAUGCCUAACCUCUAAAAAGAGGCUGUAUUUGUGUUCCUCUUUCAGUUUAACGCCUGUCUGUAUAAACUGAGCAGGUGUAUAUGUUAAACUGAAGGAAACGUUUGCAUGAAUACAGCUAGAAAUAUAGUGGUUUAUCGUAUGCAUCGGGGGGGUUUUUAAUGUCCCCCCCCCCUUAUUCUUCUGUAAUGGAAACUUUUGUCUAAGUAGUCAUUCAUAACAAACCCUGCCUGACCAAUUUGACAGAACCUUGUGUACUUUUGCUGUAGAUGUUUGUUCUUACCUCAGAACAGCAGUGAAUAGUCACCAGGCUGGUUGUACUGGUAUGCACAAUUAAUCUGACAUUCUCUGCUUUAUCGGAUCCAAUCUUUAAGAGACAUUUUAACGGAAAAGAAAGGAAGCAAUGCCAUUAAUUGCAAGGUUAGAACUCCUGGAGCUUUCUAGGGCAAAAAAUGUUUUCUUUGUUCCCUCACACCUUAUCUGACAGUCCUGUAAGACCCCAGCCUGGAAAAACAAAAAAGCCACAAAAAUGCACAUUCUUUCUGUGGGUAACAACUGUUUGCACAAUCUGUAUUUGCCCUAAAUAUUUACCUUUUGUUAGGAAAAGUGUUUUCACUCUUUAGUUAAAAUUUGAGGACUGCCACCUUCUUAAGCACCAGAACACUAGAUAUAGGGGGUGUAAUCCUCUAUAUUUGUAGGAAAGUAGUUAACAAAUUUGAAUAUUGUUUGCAUUAACAUAAUUUAUAGCAAGCCAAAGUUUAUAGUAAACACAGUUAAUACUCUGCAGCUAGUCGUUUUGUUGUCAUUUAUUUGUGAAGGAAUUGAAGUGUCAGUACCUUCUUGGCGUUUGUUUUCUAGAUGUGAGAAUGAUGCCAAUGAUGGAUGAAUGAAUGAAUGCAUAACUUGGAGAAAGGCAACCCUCUCUCCAGUCCUGCCCUCAAUGCAGUCAAGUGCAGGAAGAUGAAUGAAAAGUUUUCCCUCAACUGCUAAUCAAAAUUUUUGUUAAUUAUAAAGAUGAUAGUGUAGUGGAACUUUUUAAGGUGACUGUUUUUCUUUCUCUUUCAUGCAACCUUUCAGGGGAAACCACUACGACAGUUGCCCCCUUUGUUCCAGGAGGGGUUAGUGAUGGGCAGUGGCACUCUGUCCAGGUGCAGUACUAUAACAAGGUAAGGCAACAUGUUUGGGAUAUAUUUUUGUGAACUGAAUUCUUCUUCAUUCAAAUUGGCCAGCUUAUUUGCUCAAGAGAACCAGAGCCAGUCUUUAGACUUGUACAGUGGACCUACAUUUAGCCAAAGCAUGUUGCUGGAAUGGAAGUUUUUAACUGAGACAUAAUACUCCCUGCUUUAAAAGAGCAAUAAAGUGGCUGGCUCUAACCCUUAGAACUGUUGGUGUAAGAUUCUGUAUCUCUGCCAGUGAGGCUGCCAUGGCUGCUGUCCACUAGGCAGUGGUGCAUUAAAGUCUAUGUAAAGCCUUAGAAAAUCAAGUCCAGCAGGUUGCAUACAGAUCAGCAUCCUCCUUUAAAUGAACAAUAUGGGUUUCAACUUGUGAGAGUAAGAGCUCUGUUUUGUGCACUGAAUUCCUCCUGUCAUAAGAAACUGCUGAUUCAGGGGAAGCCUUUCUUUAUUUUUAAACGUAAAGAGAGCAAUUAUUCAGAUUCUUUUUGUUGUUGUUGUUGCUGUAUUUGUAGCAUAAUUAAGUCAGAAGCUCUUGGUAAAUAUCCAGGGAGAGAGAAAACAACAUAAACAAAGAAAUAGCUCUGAAUUCAUUGGCUGAAUGCCAUUUUCAAUUUAACAAUUUAGACUGAAGAUAAUAGCAAAUAAUUGCCACUUCUAAAGCAUCUGGCUCUACCAUGUUGUCUCUGAGGUUUUAAGAAAUAUAUAAUCUUGAGUCUGCAUUUCAAGUAAAAAUGUUACCUGUUGCACAUUCUGAAGAGUUUAAUUGGUGGAUAAGGUUUGGUGUUUCUCUUACAUUGUUCAGUUUUGUAUCUUGUUCUGUGUAGUGAUAUAUGUGUGUUUGGGUGGAUCUGGUUUUAUGGCACUGAAUCCCUGAUGCCAUCAUGCUUUCGUUGGCCUGUUCAAUGAUUAGAAUUCUUUGUCUUAGUUAAGUACAUCCUCCUUGAAGUUUACAGUAAAUAUUUGGCACACUUAAAAUCCAGUCAAACUUAAGCACAUUUUAGACUCAUUAAUUUCAGUUAGAAAGAUUUAAGCACAUACUUAAUGGGGCUUCAGGAUGCUGGUUUGAUUGGAUCGUGCCUUGAUUAUCAGCUGAUAAAAUUCCAAGAACCCUGGCUGACUUGACUUAAUUAUUUCAUCAUUAGCAUGAUCAGUAAUUUCUGCUUGGGAACUUUAUGAGGAAUAUAGUUGCUUCUUGAUGAGACGGAGGAUAUAUUCAUACAAUUGUUGAUUGAUUAAUUAUCAAUUUAAUGGUACACAAUGCAUUGUCUUCCUAAGCUUAGGAAGCAAAAUGAUGAGAGUAGGAUUUUUUUCAUCACAUGAUAAGCUUGUAAAUGUAUUGCAGGUCUGUGGGUUUUCAAAUGUUUCAAGUAUUAUAAUGUUCAGGGGUGUCUCAUGGUUUGGUUGGCACUUAAGGCAGGAUGGGGUAGGGUGGGGCAGAGUGACAACUGCAGUGACAAGACACUCUGAUACAAACUAAAAGUGGACCUCAGGAUUUCCCUAGUUGUCUGAGAGAAUUCUGAAAAACAGCAGAGUCUCAAUACACAUGGAGAGCUAACUUUACCAAAGCCAAGGAGAGGUUGAACAUGCAUUUCCCCUUGAAUUGUGCUGCUCCAAAUGGUUACCUGCCAAAGCAAUUUGGAUUAUAUAUAGAGGGUUCUCAUGUUUAAACCACAUAGCAGGAGUCAGUAGCUGAAAACUUACCCCAGACAAAUUCAGUUCCCUGAUAGACUCUUUCUUACUCUCGCCAGUUGCCAAACCAUGAAGAAAAGAGGUGGGUCAAUUGAGUAGCAUAUGUAGCAUCCUGAUUUGUUAGUAGUCCUCUUAUGAGGACGUAGGAAUCGUGGCCUUCUGACUCUGCGUCCAUUCUCAAAGCAGCCUUCUGUGUAAACUAGUUGCUGUUUAGUGGUACAGUGGUACCUCAGGUUAAUUACCUAAUUCGUUCCGGAGGUCCUUUCUUAACCUGAAACUGUUCUUAACCUGAAGCACCACUUUAGCUAAUGGGGCGUCCUGCUGCUGCCGCACCGCUGGAGCACAAUUUCUGUUCUCAUCCUGAAGCAAAGUUCUUAACCCGAGGUACUAUUUCUGGGUUAGCGGAGUCUGUAACCUGAAGCGUAUGUAACCUGAAGUAUAUGUAACCCGAGGUACCACUGUAUACAGGAUGAUGAAAAGAAGACAAAAGAAUUAUAUCAAUAAGGAUGCUGUGUCAUUGAAAAUCAUAUUAUAGCUUGAAUAUGGAGAUUCAGGAUUUUCAUGAAGUCUCCGCAUAUUGGCUCCAAAUGGAUGGCUGGACCGCUUCUGUGACUGAAGCAAUCUUAACUAUGGUUUGUUGGAACCACCCACCUUCAUACCCCAUGGUUUGAAGUUGGCUUGCUUCAACAAACCAUAUGAACUAUGGUUUGUCUGGCUUUGGACUUCACAAGAAGCUGUGGUUAAGCAAAAAUGGAAGCAAAGGCUUCCAAACUGGUCCUUGCAGCUGCACAUAAAGCCUAGGGCUUACUGCUGCUCAUUCUGGUAACCCUCAGCCAUGGUUUAGCGUGUGAACAAAAUGAGCAAUUCCACUGUUUCAGCCUGCUUUAAGUUCUUUUAUGAAGGAAACUUACCCAUUCCUGCGUGUAUUUUUAUUUUCAGUCUUAUUUUGCUUAUUUUGCUUCCCUGCCAUACAAUUACAAAUAUUUGUAGCUUGUUUCAUCUGUGUGCUUGGACCCCAUGAUAAAUUUCCUUACAAUCUGAAGAAACACUCUGCGUUUGGGUGUUAUUUCAGAAAGUAGCUUUAAUAGAAAGCUGAUAAAACGACAGAUGAUAGAGUAAUUCGUAGUUCUUUUGCUGGAGCCAUUCCUGCCCAUUGGCCAAGAAGCCUGGGAAAAGGAGCAUAUAUCAGCUGAAGUCUGGAUUUCUUAGCUUGGUUGUUGGUUUAGAAUUCUAAGCAGCUGCCAAGAAGAUAAGGACUUGAGACAGCUCCAGGGUAUUCUUUAAAAAGGAAAGUGAUCCCACACACUGGUUAAAAAUAAACCUUUGUCUCAUUUUCAUGAUUCUUUUGCUCUCCCCACCCCCAAGUGAUAGAUGUCUUCUAGCAGUAUGAUUAUUCAUGUUUGAAAAUAGGUGGGAAAAUGCUUUGCAAAUUUUGUGUACAAGCUAAUUUUGCACCUAUUCUAAAAACCAGAUUCUGCCUCUCUGAGCUCAAGUAAAUUAAUAAGCUGCUUUGGGAACAAAAUUGGUGCAAGCAGUCUCAGGAUCAGAUCACAGUCACAUGCCAUGCAGAUGUCUAGCUUUUAUUUACUUAAUUCCUCGCCCUGCAACAGCUUAUGUACAUGAAGUUAAAAUUGCAAUAAAACAGAUUAAAACAGAAGCAUUAGUACACCACUAUAUGAAAGUAGUCUGCAAAAUAAAAACAAACAAGCAAACAAAGGCAAUUUACAGAGGAUGAAAAAGUCAGGGGAAAUAAAAUAAAAAAUCAUUUUCCUGGCACUGAAGUAACAUCAAGGUUGGUGCCUAGUAAGCUCAUCUGGGGAAGACAUUCCACAGGUGGUGGUCCCACCAGCAAAUAGUCAUCCUCCAUACCUCAAAUGGUGGCAUCUGAAGAAAGCUUGUUUCUGGUGGAUUUUCCUGAAAGCUUGUUAGGAUGAUGGCUAUGGAAUUAUUGCAUUGAAGCAACUGCCUAUUGAAUCUUACUAGAAACAGUAGAGGAAGCUUCUGGUCCUCUCUGAGGCUACAGAAGCUCUAGUGGCCUUUUGGUGUAUUGUUGGCACACAUGCAGUGCGCACUAGCCUCUGCUGGGUGGGUGAUUUAAGCAAGGCUAAGCCACAGCCCUGCCUUCUGCUCCCCUUUUCUCAGAAGGAUUCCUUCCCUUGUGUGACUGAGGCAGAGAACAGCACUUUUGCCUCCAGUGGUAUGUGUUUGGAGGCAAUUCAUUGGCAGACUCUUGUUUUAAGGAGGACUAAGAUUUAAAAAAGCACUAUGAGGGGUUUGCUAAGACAUAGAUAAUUUAGGGAUUAUGGGCUGUGCCAAGAUAAAUGGAUGUUAUGUCUAAACUUGAAACAACUCAGACACGUCAUAAUAACUCCAGUGUAUUUCUCUACUUAAACUGCAUAAAUAGAGCAGGUUUGAGAGUAAGGCAGCUUUCCUAUUAAUUUCAUAUCUGCAUUAUUUCUAGGUCUCUCUAUUGCUUUCUCCUUCCUCUCCCAGCAAAUCUGUUACCUUACCAUUCUAGAUUUCUGUUUAAAUGUUGUUCUUCCUGUAUAUUUCAUCUCUGUUCUACUAAAAUGGUUCAGUACUAUGUUGUUUAGCCAGUGUUAGCAACCAAGGCAAGACAAAUUUCUCUUGCUCCCUAAACAUAUUUGCAUUUAUCUAUAUGCUGCUUUCUUUACAUGGCCCUCUCUCUGAGACACUUGUAAUAACUAGCAUCUCUUCAAGUUCUGCAUCCUGUAUAUAUGUGUGUGUAUACAUAACGAGAGAGAGAGAGAGAGAGAGAGAGAUUUUCAAAAUAGCUUUAUUCUUAGAUCAGUCGAAUAGACAGGUGACCACCAGGAAACCUCCAGUAUCAAUUUCAUUUUUUACUAUACUAUUUUAAAAAAUUGAUAGAAAUACCGUAAUUCAUGAUGAUAGAAAUAGGCAAAUAUAACAUUUUGUUGUUUUCUUAACAUUUGAGGCAAAUGAGACACAAUUGCUACAAAGAUCACUCAAUCACAAAUGCACCUCCUUAAAACUUGGAAGAGUUUCAUUCCCUUACUUAGUGCAUCUAAAUUUCAGUGUUUCCACUUUGGAUGAAUUAUGUUGUAAAGUUUCAAGGCUUCACAGGUAUCUUUAACUUAUUACACCACCUGCAAUGAGUCUUGAAAGGAAAACAGGACUUUGACUGAUUUUGUGGAGCAGGAGUUUUUAAAAAUUAAAAUCUUUGAUGUGCUUCCAAAUCCCCUUGCUGUGAAUCAUGUUAUCUUUAAUCUACCAACUAAAUUAUCUUUUCUUUAAUACAAAGUGAAGCUUUAGCCAAAAUUAAAUUGAGCAUGUCUUUUUCAUGGGAAUGCCAAAACAAAUUACACAAUUUGAACAAAUACUAACAAUUGCAUACACUUAAUGAAAAUUAGAGAGUAGCCUCUUAAAUCCUAACAUGCUAUGUAAGAGUCAACAGAAUUCUGCAGCUUGUUUUUCCAUUGGUAGGUAUGUAAAGCAGCCUUGACAGGCUGAUUGGGCAAUUUGUUUUGAGCAAAGCAUAUAUAAAAAAAUACACCUCUGCAAUCUCCAGUCAACAAAUGCAAGAUCCAUUUGUGGUAGCAUAACAUAUCCUGCAGCCCUGGCUGCCUCUGCAGCUGAAAGAUAGAUUAUCUCACUUCCUUCUGGAAAACAGGUUUUGCAUGAUGAUAGCAGUCACCUGUUAUGUGACCACAGUCGUACUGUACCUCUGAGAUUAUCAUUUGCUCCACUGUAUACCAGUCCCUAGUUAUCUCACUGUUAUCCUUUAGAAAACAAUUCUAUCUAACGUCAUAGGUAAAUACCAGGGUAAUUAUUUAGAUUGCAAUCUGAGAAUGUGCCAGUUAGAAUUGAUUUCUGAGUUAUUAAUAGUAAUGAUAUUUGUGUUUUGGAAUUAAUAUACCUUUAAUUUGUUGAAAAGUCAUCAACCAACCUAGAACCUAAACACCUUUUAUUCCAAAUAGUUUAGAUUAGCAGUUUGCCUAAUGGAUGAAAAAAUAAUAAUAAUCACAAUCUAAUAGGAUCCAUAUGGAAAUGUGUAGUUGAAGAGAGAUCUGUGGCCAGCCACACCUUCGCUACACAAUGUGUAGUAAUGUGCCCAGCUUACAAGGAAAUAAAAGCCAGCAGUCAGAAGAAUCCAUACACCUAGGCCACUUUUACGGAAAGCACUUUUUAGGAGCAGUGAGCUCUUUCCAGAAGGUGUCCGUAGUGGUGGCUUACACAAGUUAUCAUGAAACAAACACUGCAUCUGUACACCAGCCCCUCACUGGCAAUUCAGUCUAGCCAUUUCCCCAGAAGAGGUUAAGAAGGAACAUGUUCUUCUGUGGCAAUACAAUAGCAAGAACUUUUUUGUUCUCCCUUCCCAAAACCUGUAAACUGGAGGAAUGAACAUUCAAAGUCUUAAGUGUGGUGGCAACAGUUACAGUACCUUUACAAUAAAGGUAAAGGUCGGGUCACAAUCCCAGGGGAUGGUUGAGGUGGAAACUUCAUCCUCUUUGCAAAGGAUGCAAAAUAGCCAAAGCAAUUAAUCAUUGUGAUUCCCUGUCUCUCUAGAUGCCUAGAGAGAACAUGUGUGCAUGCAAAAAUACUGACUGUUGAUGUGUGUUAACGGCUUGCCAGACUGAGUCUAGUAUAAGGAUUCUGAGUCUACAUUACUUGGGUAGAAAGAAUUUCAACCACCGUCACAGCCCUUAGAUAACCCGCAACUGCUAGUAUUUUCCUUUCUACACAAGUAUUAAAGGUAUAUAAGCUUAAUCAUCUAUCAAUUGAUAGGUGCCAAGUCUUAAAAUAAUUUUUUUUAUAUCUGGAUGGAGCUCACAGAACACAUUCUGUUCAUCUCAGAUAUACACCUAUUGCAUGUGCUUAGAAGUAUCCUGUUAUUAUACAAUAUUGUGCAGACAUGAUGCCACACGCCCAAGCACAGCACAGUGUAGAUGGCACAGUCAGAAAUCAAAACUACUAAGAAAGUGAAUCAAAUUCUAGCUCAAUUCAUCUGUAUGCCUUUUAAAACAGAUAAAAUUCAAGGCAAUCUACAGAAUGCAGAUAAAACAUGCACUUGUAUUAUAUCAGUAAGGAAUUAAACAUAGUGUGCACCUAAUCAAAUCUAAUAACUUUGUGACAUGUUGUUAUAACAUUAAAGGACAGGCUUAUCCUAAUUAGUUAUAAUCUAGCUGAACAGUGAAUGGAUCUUUGUACGAUGUAGCUGUAGUAUAGCUGUUCUGCCCUCAUUUUAUUUGCUGAUCAAUAAGAGUGUGAGGCACGGUGACAAUAUAGGAAGCUGCCUUAUACCUCUCAGAAUUGUCUGAUUGGCAUCCAUAACAUGUGUUCUACCACUGAAUUAUAAUACCUCCAUUUGUAGCUGCAGCUGAAUAUCCACAGAAUAACUAAAAUCAUUAUUGGGUUGCACUUUUAGCCAUUCCUUGAUGAAAAUAUUUUGCCCACAAACUACCCAACUCCAUUUCUUAGAUCUUGGAAAUUUGAUUGCCAGUUUAGAUAUUACAAACUAAUCAGAAAUGUAUUUAUCUAAUCAGAAAUAUGUAUUGUUGAGUUCAGUGAGAUUUACUUCCUGGUUAAUAUGCUUAGAGUUAUAGCCAUAGACAUUACCAGAUUAUUAGAGAACACAAGGUAUGUUUUGAAAUGUUAUUUUAGCACACUUGAGUGUCUUCCAUUUGUUAUACAGCAGUGUGUCAGAUGCCUGUCUGUAACUUCAUUCUGUAGUGCUUCAAUAACAUUUCAAGACUAGGCAGCCAUAAAGGUACUUUCCACCUGAUUGUCUUGAUCCCUAUCUCUUGGUCAGCUGAUGACUUCAUUUGAUGGUGCUGGGACAUAGAUGGCUUGAGCAGCAGCAUAUAACAAAGUUAUGGAUGACAUCUGAAAUGAGGAUUCGCCGAAAUUCAACACGCAAUUAUUUUCACAAUUUGUUUUGCAAUUGUCACCAGUAGAGAUCGUAGUCAGAGAGAUAGAAUCAAAGAUAUUAGUCCCAGUGCCUUCAGAACUAAAUCAUUAAAGGAUUGAGAAGGAUUAUCUGCAUAAACAGUAUCAUUGGAGAAGAUUAUUGUAACAAGGCUGUGACUGAAAAUAACAUCUGUUUCAGAGUGUGAAUUGAAUGUGGAUGUGAACUUUAUAACUUUGUUAAUGUUUCUUGUCACAAACAUGGUCUAUAAAUUGGAUAUUUCAGCUGUUUGAAAACUUGUGCUUGGUAAAUUGGUAUGUAAAUGGGAUGGCAAUUCAAAAUAUCAGUAUUAUAUAUCACUGUGCAGGCCUGCUGUGUGGUGGUUUUCUUUCAAACUGGUAGCAGAUGGGGUCAUGCACAUCUGAUUAUUGGAAAGAGAUUCCUAAAGGCCCAGUCUUAUAAAUUAACUCUUUAAUAUCAGAGGGCCUAUAUGAUUCCAAUCUGCCCCCCCACUACUUCAGAGAUACUGUGCUGGUGAUUGUUCACCCAAUGUUGUGUAUAGGUGCUCACUGAUGCUACUGCACAGGGGUUCAGAAUAGGGUUGUGAGAUCAACAACUGCCCCAUAUGUUCACUCCUCUUUCAGCCCAGCACCCCUGGAAGGCUAGCACAACAUUGUGUUUGCCACCAUCAGUAGAAAGGGCAAAAAAAGCACACACACAAAAAACAACAAUUAAUUGCUACCUGUAGCAACACAUACUCUAGUGCUUAUGCAGCUAAAAGAUCUUUGCUUUGAUCCUAAUGCUUGUGCAGUUACAGAAUCUUAUUAUGAUGGGGCUAUGUAUAUAUAUUCCUAUGAAUAAUAUUACGUUAUAAGGAGACAGACAUAAAUAUUACAAAGGUUGCUCACUAUAGAGGGUGAUCACAGCACAUUCUUCAGAUGUGCUGCCUGCUCAUCUUCACGGCUUGAAGUGACAGGCAAGCAUUUUGACAAAUCAAAUGUUGUUCAGUCCAUUCCCUCCCUUUCCACCACCAUUUCAACCUGCUUCAACUCCACCUGGAGAAAAUUAAGAAAGCAUCCUGCAACUGGGUGCCUGAGAUGGAAAGCCACCAGCUAGGAGCUCUCCUAAGAAGGAUUAGGUAGAAAAGGCAGCAGCAAGUGAAUAAAUGAGAGGGGGGAGUGGACAGGGACUUGUAUGCCUGCCUUCUCCCUUGGAGAAAGUUAUUGGAACUGUUGUAGAAAAUUUGCCCAUAUUGGGUUUCUGCUCAACAAUCUUCUAAAGUUUACAUCUAAUAAAAUACUAAGACUUUACAUGCAUAUGUACAUCCAUGAAUCUUUGUGAAUACCAGCUAUUAAUAUGUAAGCAUACCCAUGUGGUCGUUUUAACACUGGAAUAACUUCACUUCGGACCUGCAGGAUUCUGGAAAUAUGCAGAGUUUCAAAAUAGGUGCCAGAGGAUACAGACUGAAUCAGUGCAAACAGCAUCUGUGAAAGGGCUUGGGAGUCUGACAAUCCCAGCAGUCUUCAUUUCCAGGAAGCUCCUUCUUCCUCGUUUGCAAGCCAGAAAGUAGAUUCCCUUUAUUCCUAGGCUGCUCAUCUACGGCCUAUAUUAGGAGGAGCUAGCAGGUGCUCAAAAUGAGCAAAGGAUGACAGAUGUCUAACGUCAUAGGUUCUGAGAAUUGUAUGGAACAGGAAGAGACCAGGAAUAUUCACAAGCCGUCUGAAUAGAAUCAUUUGAUCACAAAAUUUAUCAAACCAUGCAUAAGCAGAAAAAUUGUAACACUCUCCCACCAGGGAGAAAUCUUACUUCAAAACAUUUUAUUGUUAGUGGCAGUUAAUAUGUGGCAGGAUAUUUUUCAUUAUUGCCCACUAGUCAAAUGAGCUGUAAUCCAGCAGGGCAGCUGGCGGUGGAGAAAAAUCAGCUUUCUCUGUAACAGACUUGAUUCCCCACCACCGCCCAUGUUACCAUGGCUUUCAAACAGGGAUGGUUUACAAGAUGUAAACUUUCCAAGCCUUUGACAAAGUUCAAAACUGUAAGAGAGGGGCCCUUCUUUGUGAAAGGCUAAGGCAUGGGUAGGCAAACUAAGGCCCAGGGGCUGGAUGCGGCCCAAUUGCCUUCUUAAUCCGGCUCACAGACGGUCUGGGAAUCAGUGUGUUUUUACAUGCGUAUAAGGUGUGCUUUUACUUAAAAUGCAUCUCUGGGGUAUUUGUGGGGCGUAGGAAUUCAUUCAUUCCCCCCCCCCCAAAAAAAUAUAGUCCGGCCCCCCACAAGGUCUGAGGGACAGUGGACUGGCCCCCUGCUGAAAAAGUUUGCUGACCCCUGGGCUAAGGCUUUUGAUUUGCAGAAGAAUUUGGAGUGAACUGUUCAGUUACACAAAGCUCAAACGCAUCUCAAGUGAUACAAAUUUGUUGGCUCAUCGUACACAAUGCAUUUGGUCUGGCUGGGGGCUUGCAUGUUUAAUUUGCUCUCACACUCAAGUGCCUCAAGUUUUUUUUGCCUGUGUUAAUGAUAUGCUAGCUGGUCAGCCUUACAGUUGGCUCAGGGAGGGUUUUGAAUGCAGUUUGCUGCAUCAGCAAAACAUUGUACUUUAUACUUGAGGAAAAUCUGCCCCAGUCUACAGUUGAUGGAAUGAAUAUUUAUUGGUGUUUUAAAUUGCAGACCUUGCCUGUGUCAUUACAGUAUUUUUUAAAAAAAUAGCAUAUGCAGACAUCUUGUCACAACUACAAUACAGAGAAUUUAGGGAUAGGUAAACUCUCUCUCCCUGGCACAUAGUGAUGAAAUCGUCAUUGUGAUCAGGGCCAGGAAGCUGAGGCCCUCCUAUAUCCUUCAGGCAGGGCUGGAUUAACCAUUAAGCAUAUGCUUAGGGCGGGGGGGGGGACCACAGAAAUUUUCCAUUCCCAGGUUUUUAACACCAGUGGCCACAAAUUUCUCAGCUGAGCAUUCGUUUUCUCAGUUGAAGUAUAUUUUUAAAAAUCCCAGCAGAAAAACUGUGCAACAAGGCAGGCUAGAUGCCUUAUCUCUACUAAGUCUAGAAGAAGAUAUGUUACCUAAGAUUAGUUUUGAGGAUCUGAUCAAAGACUUUGCAAUUAGAAAAAGGAAGAGAAUUUUUUUCAAACGAAGUGGAAUUAUACAAAAAAUAAACCCAUAUUUUGCAAUAUGCCAGCGGUGGGUGAGACUUCCCUUCCCUUUCCAUAAUGCUUCAUGGUAUUGAUUCAUGAUAUCAAUUCUUCCUGAACUAGACAAGAGAUAGGGGUGAAAGAAGAGAGUGGUACCUGGACUCUUUUAGAUGACUAUACCGCUGCAACAUCCAUUCACACAGGACUCAAUGCCAUAAGUUAGCACGACACAGGUUUUCUUUCUUUUUUCUUACCAAGACUGAUGUUUUGAAUUCCUCAUCAUAAUAUUGAAAUUUUGCAUGCAAAUAUACUCUACUUUGUCUGCCCACUUCCCUUAAGGCUGCCCCUGCAUCACUCCCUACAGGCCCGGUUGUGGACCAUGGACCAAAUUCCAUUGUCAGUCAUGAUCAUUGCAUGACCUUACAGAGCUCUUGGAAGGACAGCUCUCUCAUUGUCAAUUCUUCUGCCUGCGUAUUUGAACAAGAGUUGAAUGUCCUAACUAAAUCAACAUGGCAUUAUCUAUAAUCUGCCAUCAUUGUGUGACAUGUGUAAAGUCACAACUUGCUAUUGACAAAUAGUACUAAAAACUGAAACUAUUUUAUUUGCCUCUUCUCCAGAACAUCUGCAUGGCUCUGCAGUUAGCCUGUGUCUACUGCAGACCUUCACCCAGCCUCUGUGAUCUGGCAUUUUGAUAAAUGGAAUUUAUGGCCUCGUGAUCUGGCAUUUUGAUAAAUGGAAUUUAUGGCCUCGUGAUCUGGCAUUUUUUAUAAGGGAAAAGACAGACACAUAUCAAUGUGUAUUAAGUCAUGGAUUCUUAUCCGUUUGUUUUGUAAGCCCAGUUCAGAAGUUCCAAGUCUACUCACUGGAGAUUGUGAAUGUACUGGCUGACUUAAUCUGCCUAUUUCAAUCCACUUCACACAUUGGCACUCUGCAUAGUAGUUUGUGUGUGUAGAUGCCAACUACCGUAUUGGCCCGAGCCAAUUUAAGCCUUUGAUCUUGCAAGCCCGCAAAAGUUGCCAUACAAUCACUAAAAUCGCAAAUCGCUACUCAGUUGCUACAGUUCCGCAGGCACUCACACCCGUAAAUGGCAAAUGAUCAGUCUCAAGCUCGCGAAUCGUCAAUAAAACUUUUUUUUUUGGUUCCAUUUUAACGUAUGUCUGUUUCAGCAGCAAUAUCGUAAAUGCCCAUUUUUGUAAGGUCGCAAAUUUAAGCUGCAUUUUAACUUUUCACAGUCAGAAUUGGGGCGGGGGGAGUGAGGCUUAUAUUCAGGCCAAUAUGGUACAUUAUUUGAAGAAGAAGAAUUGGAUAUGUUGAUUGCAUGGUUGAGCCCUAUGCCCAUAGGGCACUAUGCCCAUAUGUCCUCCAUAGGCAAAGACCAGUUGGUGCAGUCACAAUCUGUGCCACACCUCUAAAAACAUACACUUUGAGUUCCUGCACAGGACUCUAGAUUACACACAUCCAGUUAUCUUCUUUCUUCACUCAUUCCUUUUUUACCCACUAGUCUGCUAAUUAUCAGUUCAAGCACACACAAUAGAUUACAGUAUGUCAUGGAUACCAUAUAGUAAUCUAUAUUGUACUGUGUUGAUGGAGGUGAAGCCUCUGACACUGAUUGGCUGACCUGAAUGCUCAUAGAAUAAAUCUGUCAGACUAAUUUUGUAUUUGUAGUACAGCAUUUUAUAGUACAGCUGUAAUACAGUGUGAAGAAAAAGUGGUCAGUUUGCUUGGGAUUGAAACCUCUCAUAGGUCCUAAUGAUGGAAGAUGCUUUGUGAACCAGUUUGAGGACUGGAAAAAGUGGAAAAGAGGUGGGGGAGUGAAGGGAUGGGGAGCCCAGUAGGAAAGUGGCAGAUAGAGAAAUGAAGGUUGGAAAGAGAAACCAGAGAAAGGGGGGGGGAGGGAAGGGCCAGAGGAAACGGGGAGGUGAAGCAAGACGGGCCAAUGAGGAGCCUAGGACUUGCGGAUCAGAAGGUUGGCGGUUCGAAUCCCCGCGACGGGGUGAGCUCGGUCUCUGCUCUUGCCAACCUAGCAGUUUGAAAGCACAUCAAAGUGCAAGUAGAUAAAUAGGUACCGCUCCGACAGGAAGGUAAACGGCGUUUCCAUGCGCUGCUCUGGUUCGCCAGAAGUGGCUUAGUCAUGCUGGCCACAUGACCCGAAGCUGUACGCCGGCUUCCUCGGCCAAUAAAGCAAGAUGAGUGCCACAACCCCAGAGUCGGCCAUGACUGGACCUAAUGGUCAGGGGUCCCUUACCUUUAUGCUCAGGCUCAAGCAAGACUAUCUGAUCUAUAUAUGUAGAGAUUGGGAGACUGGUUGAGGGACAGGCUAUCUAGCCAGUGAGACCAGGAAAGCAGUCAGCUGAAAAGCAGGGACCAGCUGGAACAGUUGAUGGUAGAGAGAAGGAGCCAAAAAAAAAGGAGGCAUGAAAGGAAGCUUCACUUGGGACCAAGGACAGGAAGGGACAGGACAGGAAGUCGUGCCAAUGGACAGGAAGUGAACAAAUUAGAGAACUUUGGAAGGCUGUGAGGAAGGAGUAGAUGAGCCAAAGGAUAAUAGGAUUGUUCAGUAUAGUACUCCUGGGAUUUCCCUGCCAGAAGGGCUGCACCUUUAGGAGAUGAAUAGGAGGGGAAUUUUGUCAGUGGGGAUUCUACUAUUGCUCUAGCAUUGUGACCUGGCAAGCCUAAGUGAGCAGUAAGGGCACAUAAGAAAGGGUUUAGGUGUGAGCCUGUGAAUUUCACUGUGAAUAAGUCAAUCAAUUCGUUGGCUGCAGACUUUCGGCAUUAGUUUUCUAUUUUAAUUCAAAACAUUUUUUAAAAAUGGUAAUGAUGGGCAUUUUUCUAUAAUCCAUUUAAUGGGAGCAAGGAUUUAGCAUGGCACACUGUUCCAUAUAGUCAUUCAGCUGGCACCUUAGGAAUUCGCUGUAAGGACUUUGAAGUGCACCCUUAUCUGCAUUUAAUCACACUGUAAGCUUCAGGAACUCAGAAGCUCUUUAAAGAAUUUCACAUCUGUCUGUGGAAGACAAAGAGAACUGAAAAAUAGUGCUUUCUUAGUGUUUAGUUGCAUCAACAGUGUACCUGGAGACUCUGGAGGGAUCUCUAACGAGAGAGAAGCUUUUAAAGAUUAGGGAGGAAGCAUCUCUGAAGACUUGGAAGAUCCACAUGACUUGAGAGUCAGCUCUAGCUGGGCAGUGAGUUCAGUGGCCGUCUGCCCAAACAGCUAUUUAAUUGCCAUGUCACAUGACCAUGACAGAGACUGGGUGGCCAUGUGUCAGGAAUUCUUUAGCUGUGAUUUCUGCAUGGCAGGGAUUGGAAUAGAUGGCCCUUGAGGUCCCUUCCAACUCUAUGAUUCUGUAGUCCUAUUAAUUUAAAACGCAGCAAUAAAAACAGAUUAAAACGAGUUACAGUCCCAAUGAUAGGGUGGGCCCAAAUAGAUAUAGAUAUAGUGUCAAAGUUCAGAGCAAAGAGGUGCAUCUUCAGCUAUGCAUGCACAAACAAAGUUGUAUAGAGUUUAUCAUCAGGACUUUGGGUGUUUCCUUUGAACUAAUAAUAAAGAAGAACCUGGAAAACAGAAGCCCUAGGUUUUCUUAGCGAAAGGAAAUGGUGAAGUGCAUUCCUAGGUCUGUGAAGCCCUUGGCUCGUUCAGUGGAAAGUGUCAUUAUGGGUGUGCAUUCUUUAUACUCGAAAACAAGCAUGCACAAAGCCCUGUGUCUUUAAUGAACAUGGAAGGGGAGGGGAGCCAAUGAGACACUUCAAAGGAGGAAAGUGUUUGUGCUCAGGAUUCAUUUAUACCUUUGGUGAUCAGCAGGAAUGUGUCCUCCUGUUGAAAUACGUGGUGGGUUCCCUGCUCUUUUGCCUGUCUGCUUUCAGAUAUUCUUAACACUCUUUCCCCUUCUCCCUACUACCCUGAAGCUGAGGUAGGGCACCUUACUGAAUGCAAGCCUUGAUGUCUCCUAAUUUUCAGUUGCCUCUAAUUGACUCUUCCAAUCCUCACAGGCUACAAACCCACACUUAAAGGCAUAAAAGCUUGUCUGGUGUUCACCGGCUUCUUCCCCUUAGGUUGCAAAUGUGCCCUUUUCAGUUCCUGCGGCUUUAUUUGUUUCCCGUUUGUUUAAUUUUUCACCCAGGUUUGGCUCUGAUAGCUGUGCUCAGUUGAAAACGUGUCCGUAGCAAAGCAGUCAAUGAGAUUUCUGACCACUGAACCAGUGAAGUAUCGCCUGAGAAUCCGAAUUUCCCCAACCCCCAGUUUCAUACAUCAGUCUUUUGGGCUCAGACCAGUAGGUUAAUGAAAGGGUUUUCUGAAUCUGGCAAUCUGCCUAAUGAGACUGAACAUGUUUGAACUAAAAGUGCACCCUUGGCUUCCAGCAACUCUCUUGCAGACUGCAUUACUGGUUCCUCUGUUUUCUACUAAUUGCUGCAAGGGGAAAAAUAUGGACUACUGUGAACAUGAUACUUUUUAAUCGCAACUACUUCUGCUGCCCUUUCCCCCAUCUGGCUGCACAACUGUAUGAAAAAGAAAAUAGUCAUUUAGCUUUUCAAAAGUCAGUAGGAAACAGGUUUUCUGUAACCUUUAACCAUUCAAAACAGUGAAUGAAUUACUACUGAUUAGUGAGCCCCUAAAAUUUGGCAUGACUUACAAAAAUGUGUGACUUUUAAAAAAAGUUUUGCUCGUUGUUUGUCUUUAUUGGUUAUAUCUGCUUGACUGAGGGUGGUUUAGUUUAACAGCGACAACAAGAACAACUAGCAUCAGAAAUCCCUGUUCAGACAUAACACCAAACCGUGAGAUGCUGCAAAGUUCAGGCUCUCCCACUCUUCCCCAUCGUGUUUGUUCUUGUUUUUCCUAAACUACAGCUACCCUUAUGAGUCGGGGGCUUGUUCUGGCUCAUCUGAACUGGACCUGUAGUUAUGGACACAGUCAGCUUAAUCACAUUGAACUCAACGAGAAUUAAGCAACUUAAUAGUGUGCACAAUUGGAGCCAAACUUGCUAACUUCAUUUUACACUAUAUGUGCUUAUUAUAACUGAGCGUCUAGGCCUGUGUGGAUUUGUAAGUAGUGUAAUCAGUAAAACGGUCAUAUUAUGCCAUUUCUUUGGAAAACUAGGCCAGCUUGUUCCAGAUAUGAUAUUCGUUUCAUCUAAUUUUCAAGGGCAUUCCCCUGUGUUUUCGUAUCUUUGUUUUUGUGUGCUUUUUUUUUUAGUGCAACCUAUGGUCCAGCUCUCAGCAUUCCCCUGUGUUUUCGUAUCUUUGUUUUUGUGUGCUUUUUUUUUAGUGCAACCUAUGGUCCAGCUCUCAGCUCUCACUUCCAUACAUGCUCAAUACAAUAGGGAAACUCAAAACGGAAGCCACGUAGCACGUUCAGCUUCUGAAAAUCGUUUGAAAACAGGAGCAGUUACUUCCAGGUUUUCGGUGUUCAGGAGCCAAAAUGUUCCAAAAUGGAGGCGUUGGGAGCCGAGGUUUGACUGUACAGUAAAUGGAAGCAGCAACUGGAAAAUGAUCACCCCUACAUUCCAUCUAUUUUAAAACGAGAGACCAAAGAUCUAUAAAAUGCCCAGAGUUUUCAAAAGAUGCAAAGCACAUGCAAAUUUCAAAAUGUAGUGUGAGCUUUAUACUGAGGGCACUUUAAAUAAAAGGAUGCUUCUAUGCUUGCAUGCCUUGGUCAGCGGUGGAGGUGAAGCAUGUCAACUGUAUAAUUUUACACUCUUCCCCCAUUUCAAAGAGCCUGGAUCUGAUGGCUUUCAAAUUCUUUUGCAAAAAAGUGUUCACUCUCCCGGGCUGACCCUAUUAAGCCCCAUGUUACCUGAAAGCCAUCUUUCAUUAGCUGGAAAUUAUGCCGCAGCUUUGCAUUCAGGGGUAAAUGCUCAGCGUUGCACAGCCAAAUUUACCAGCAUGACUACUAUUAUUGUUAAUGGGAGCUAUUUAACAAAGUCUGCGCUUGUGGCAUUGAAAACGUGCUUCUUGCUGCUUUCCUGCAUACUGUUCAUAUGAAAAUAGAUUGUGAUUAAGUCUUCAAAGGCCACAUACUGUUGAUGUAAGAGAAGAAAGAGGUGGGCAGGAAUAAUAAAAAAGAGGCUUAAUUACUAAUAAUUGCCUUGAGAUGGCUCAAUUUCUUUUCUUUUCUUUUUGUUUCGUUCCAUUACUUAACAGCCGCAAUAGUCAGGUGGCAGCCUGUGGGCAGCAUCUGGAGGAAGCAGACAGGGGCAGUUUCCAAUCAGAUGGAAUCAGUUCCUAUCGGUUUCUGUGUGGCCAGAAGUCCUUCGGCUGCUGUGCUUACCCUACCCUCCUCUCCACAUCCAGUGGCUCAUUUGCGGGCUCACAAACACUCUUCUUCCAUUAAAUCCAUAUAAGAAUAUAUUACCAUAUCUUACAAUAUUACUAUGUCUUAUCUCUGAAUAACACAGGAUGGUUGCUGUAGCUCUGUGUCUGCUGUUAGACGGCAGAAUGCCUCUGAAUGCCUGUUACUGGGAAGCACUGGUUUUUCUGGCAGGCCUCCCCUGGGUCUCUGGCGUGAUCCAGUAAGCUCUUCUUAUGUUGACGGGUUAAAGAGAAUGCCAAGGCACGCCUGCCCUUUGUGAGGAUAACUUCCAACCAGCUUUAGUGAGGAUUUCUUUUCUGUCCUUUUCAAGUCAGAAGUCUGUACAUACUUACCUGUGAAUAGGAAUGGGGCAGAAAUUUGCUCAGUUCACAUUUUAAUGCAAACCUGCCUAAUUUGCGCAUGUGAACUGAUAUACUCCUCUGACACUAUAAGUGAGAAACUGAGGUUUUGGCAGGAUGAGCUGGCUUGGUUUGAUGGGAGUUGGACAUUGUGGAGGGCCACAGAGAGCCAUCUCAUCCCCAAUAUUAUCUAAUGUCUACAUGAAACUGCUGUGAGUGUUUCUGAGGAUAUUUGGAGAGCAGUGUCACUGGUAUGCUGAUGACAUUCAGCUCUAAGACUGCAGCUGGUACCCUGAUGCAGUUAUGGACUGGAUAAGAGCCGAAAGGCUAAAACUGGAUCCUGACAAGAUGGAGGAAAUGUGGAUGAGCAGUUCUCUCAGGUCUUGGAACUGGGUGAAAUGCCUGUUCUGAACAGGGUUGCUCUCUGCCAGAAUGAACAGGUGUGUAGUUUGGGAGUGCUCCUGAGUCUAUUUCUGUCAGCUUAUUCUUGGCCGUCUCAUCGCAUGGCAGCACAGCCUUUAGGUAGGAUGCAGUAAUUCAAAGCUGUGGCUGCCAAGAGGUGAGAGGACCAUGAGAAUGGGACCCAAAUCACUUGUACUCCAAACUUUAGCAUGUGGACCAGCUCUAAGAAUGCACCCCCUUCCCUCGCGCACAAACAAAUGAUUAUAUUCCAGGGUCCUGGCUUUAUUUAAAAGGGGAAAAAUACAUCUAUAUGCCCUGAUAAACACAGACACUAAUCUUAUGUUGUGAACAUUUUGCAAAUGAGGAUCUUUAAAAUCCAGGAGAUGUGGCCACUGUGUACAUUGUAUUAUCCUUUAAUCUCCAGAUCUCAUCUGUACAGUGUUUACUACAAUGCCAUCUGUAUCAUUCACAGAUACUUAAGUGGCUAUUUGAUUGGAUCAAGAAUCUACUAUAAGUGAACUGAGUUUGUUAGUCAGACUGAAAUCCACCAAACUGGCAAUGCUUCUGUUUUCCAUCUUGACUUGAAAACAGAAAAGGCAGGGAGUUUUCUUUUUAUCUUGUUCAGGAAGUUUUCAAUCACACGUGGGUAUUUAUAAUCCUGUCUUUUACACUUGGGACAUUUAGCUAAGUCAAAAAAUUCAGCCCUGUAUUGGCUCAUGAAGAGACUCACACAGCCAGUUUCCUUAUGCUUGUAAUAUAGGGCAAGGUGGUAACUGAGGAGCAUAUACAGAUGCAUAUAACUAGACUUCUGCCUUUCUAUCUGUUCAGUUCCCCAGCAACUGUUGCUACAACAACAGUUAAUACACCCAUAAGGAUUGGGCAGUUAAUCUUUAUUUAUUUAGCAAUUAUUUAUUUAUUCAUUACAUUUCUAGGCCAUCCAUCCACUAAGUCCUCUGGAUGGUUUACAAACUUAUUAAAAAUACAAAAUACAAUUGGGGUGAGGGGGAAUAAAAGCAGUAUAUAUAACUACAUAAAAAUCAGCACAAAACAACAACAAUGACCUCAAAGCCACCGUAAACACAAGCAGCAUAAAAUCAACAUUAAAAACAGCAAAGGAAAAAUAAAUUAAUGCAAGAAUUUAAAAAACAUAAAAAUAUAGAAGUUAUGGAUUGAAAAGGCCUGGGAAAAUAAAAAUGUCUUCACCUAAAUUAUCUAGAGAUGUAUGCCUCAGUCCUGCAAGGAAGACCUGCCUUCUGCAUAUACAGCUAAUAUGGAUACAGGCGACAACUGUUAUGGGCACGUUCAGUACGUGUGCAAACAUGCAUGUGUAUAUCACCAUAACCCGGAAUUAGUCAGAAAAGGGGGCUUAAUGGGGGCAGGGCCAUAACGGGCUUAUGCAUGCUCCACCGACACGCGUGGGGGUCAGGAAUGUAACCCCUUGUGGCAAAAUGGUUGUUGUCUAUACUCAUUUGAGCCCCAAUGAAGAAGCAGGGUGUGUUCUUGAUGCAUAUGGGGAAAAUUAGUUUUUAUUUAAUCAUAAAUAAAUAUUUUAGCCUACAACAUAUAAAAAAGUUAAAAGCAAAACUUCAAAACGGUUAAGAGCAGAUUAAAAAACAUGGCUAAGUUUACAUACACUAAAGACAACAACAACGACAACAACAACAAAGCAGGGCAUAGAUGAUGAUGAUGAUGAUAAUUUAUAUACCGCCCUAUACUCGGAGGUUUUAGGGCGGCUCACAUAAAGAGAUCACUGUAUAUAAAAUAAAAAUAAAAGCAAUAACCCAAUAAUACCCCCAAAAGAGCCACAUUUUAAAAGGGUAUGGGAUGUUGAUCAAGUCAACCAAAGGCCUGGAUAAAAAGGAAUGUUUUUGCCUGGCGCCUAAAGGUGUCUAAUGAAGGCGUCAGGCGAACUUCCCUGGGGAGAGAAUUCUACCAAUGUCCUGGCAUGGGAGGAACACAGCCAAGGGAAAACUGGUGGUUUAAAACAACAGCAGAAGUGAAGCAGAGACAGUUAAUUGCUGUGGGAUCAAUUUAAUGUAAAACAAGUGUACCUAUUUCAAUCUAAACAUAAGUCUAAGGGCAUCAAAUCAUGUCUACAGUAAAAGUAAACCUUAGCUAUCUGAUUAUUUACUUGUUUAUUAAAAACACUUCUAAACUGUUCUUCAUUGUAAGAGCUCAUAUCUUAUCCACUGACUGAAGUCCAGAAGCUACUGAAAUGCUUGGAAAUCCUAAUGGCUUUCCUAAGACAGCCAAGCAGGCAAGUAUCUUCAGGUCUGUUUUGGAACGCAAAGAUUAAAAGACGCCUGCUUCUUGGGAGAAAAGCAGUGACAAACCUAGACAGCGUCUUAAAAAGUAGAGACAUCACCUUGCCAACAAAGGUCCAUAUAUUAAAAGCUAUGGUUUUCCCAGUAGUGAUGUAUGGAAGUGAAAGCUGGACCAUAAAGAAGGCCGAUCGCCGAAGAAUGGAUGCUUUUGAAUUAUGGUGCUGGAGGAGACUCUUGAGAGUCCCAUGGACUGCAAGAAGAUCAAAUGUAUCCAUUCUUAAGGAAAUCAGCCCUGAUUGCUCACUGGAAGGACAGAUCGUGAAGCUGAGGCUCCAGUACUUUGGCCACCUCAUGAGAAGAGAAGACUCCCUGUAAAAGACCCUAAUGUUGGGAAAGAUUGGGGGCACAAGGAGAAGGGGACAACAGAGGACAAGAUGGUUGGAUAGUGUUCUCGAAGCUACAAACCUGAGUCUGACCAAACUGCGGGAGGCAGUGGAAGACAGGAGUGCCUGGCAUGCUCUGGUCCAUGGGGUCACGAAGAGUCGGACACGACUAAACGACUAAACAACAACAACAUUGUAUUGAGCCCCUUCAUGGCAACUGGUCCCAUCACCUCCUGGCAAAUAGAAGGGGAAGAAAUGGAGGCAGUGAGAGAUUUUACUUUCUUGGGCUCCAUGAUCACUGCAAAUGGUGACAGCAGCCAUGAAAUUAAAAGACGCCUGCUUCUUGGGAGAAAAGCAGUGACAAACCUAGACAGCGUCUUAAAAAGUAGAGACAUCACCUUGCCAACAAAGGUCCAUAUAUUAAAAGCUAUGGUUUUCCCAGUAGUGAUGUAUGGAAGUGAGAGCUGAGAGCUGGACCAUAAAGAAGGCUGAUCGCCGAAGAAUUGAUGCUUUUGAAUUAUGGUCUGGAGGAGACUCUUGAGAGUCCCAUGGACUGCAAGAAGAUCAAAUGUAUCCAUUCUUAAGGAAAUCAGCCCUGAGUGCUCAUUGGAAGGACAGAUCGUGAAGCUGAGGCUCCAAUGCUUUGGCCACCUCAUGAGAAGAGAAGACUCCCUGGAAAAGACCCUGAUGUUGGGAAAGAUGGAGGGCACAAGGAGAAGGGGACGACAGAGGACGAGAUGGUUGGAUAGUGUUCUCGAAGCUACCAGCAUGAGUUUGACCAAACUGUGGGAGGCAGUGGAAGACAGAAGUGCCUGGCGUGCUCUGAUCCAUGGGGUCACGAAGAGUCGGAAACGACUAAACAACAAAAAUUGUAUUGAGGCUUCCGUUUUCAGUUUUUCGGUUGUCGAACGUUUCAGAACAGUCUUCCAGAACAGAUUACAUUCGACAACCAAGGUUUGACUGUAUAUAUAUAAAAAAGAAGGCAAUUUAACCACUCAUUCAACAGUUAGAAUAUCCAUAUAUUUUGCACUCAGGCAGGAGUCGACCAGCCAACCCAAAAUGUCUCAGAUAUGCAGCAUGAUGUGAGAGGGAAAUGUCCUGCACUCUCCAGUUCAUGGAGCUGAGGCUGGAUAUGGAAGUAGAAAACAAGCUGUUGUCCCCAACAGUUCAGAGCUGGAGCAGGAAGCAGAGUCCCGUUCUACCACCGUACCUGGUGUGUGAAGGGGAAACCAGGUUCUGCAGGGCAAAAUGGACUCAAGGCUCCCUCUAAAACUGAAACCUUUGCCUCCUGUUCCAGCCCAAAGCUGGAAUGGGAAGCAGAGGCACAGCAGAUCAAGGUUUAUCUAGCUGGGAGCUGCAGCAGAGAGCUACAAGCUUAUUACACCUCUUCCUUUGUUUUCACUCAGUGCAGUCAGAAGAGCCAAAACAAAUCCUGUGGUUCAGCGAAACAUUGACGCUGGAGAAGAGGUGAUGUUCAUUGUCUCUCCUCUUCAGCUCCAGGUAGCUUUCUGCUCAUGUCAGUCUCUAGAACCUGCUCCCAUCCCCACUUUAGCAGGAAGAGGGCAGCGAGAUAAUCAAAACCUGCCCUUAGGCAGAGGCGAAACCAGGCUUUAUUUCACCCAGGACAAAGACCCAGUUUGGCGCGCGCACGCGUGCACACACACACCAUGUAUGCAGUUGCAUGCAUACACACACAGGCUGGGAGACUCAAUGGUGCCCCUCUGGAGGCUUCAUCUGGGGCAAAAAAACCCAGCUAGCCUCCGCCUGCCCAUAGCUAUGGACUGACUCAGGUAUCUGUAACCUGUGUGGAAGGUAGUGUGAGAACUCACUUUCAGGGUACAGUGGUACCUCGGGUGAUGUACUUAAUUCGUUCCGGAGGUCUGUUCUUAACCUGAAAUUGUUCUUAACCUGAAGCACCACUUUAGCUAAUGGGGCCUCCCGCUGCCGCCGCGUCGCCAGAGCAUGAUUUCUGUUCUCAUCCUGAAGCAAAGUUCUUACCCCGAGGUACUAUUUCUGGGUUAGCGGAGCCUGUAACUUGUAGCAUAUGUAACCUGAAGCGUAUGUAACCUGAGGUACCACUGUACUAAUAUGAAGGCACAGAACAGCACAAUGUCCUAAUGAAUUAAUACACAGGUAAAGAAAAUUUUGCUCUAGGAACCAUUUGUAGGAGAAUAAUUCUCUUUGCAGCGUCUCCCAGAUUGUUUCAGGGACAGCCAAAUAAGAAGCAAUACAAUGUGAGUUUGAAUCAGGACUGGCUUCUGGCAAGAAGAAACGUGGUAUCCCAGAACUCUAAAGGAGUAAAGGAAGAGCUAGAAAACAACAAGGGAUAAUGUGGCAGUGGGAACUGAUGAGCCCCUGGGCUAGGGGUAUAAAACAUGGGUAGCAACAGCAGCAGUGCUGGAAUUAGACUUAUUGUUGAGGUAGGUUGACAUGAAAUAUGGCGGUUCUUGGGGAAACCAGAUCCCAAGCUAUGAAAGAAGUGUAAUGUGUAAUUGACAUAAGGACGUCAAACUGGGCUUGGAAGGGAACUUAGGCAAAUCUGGCCAAACUAGUGAAGUAUGUUUCUAGUAGCAAGCUGUACACUCAAAAUCUUGGAUGUUGUGUUUUGGACUGACUUUGAGCUAUCUUCAAGAACCUCAUCAUAUGCAACAUAUUACAGCAGCUUAAACAGGUUUCCAGAGACCACAACACCAGUUUCCAGAAAAGAUUGCAGCCACCACAAGAGCCUAAGCUGAUAGAAAGCACCCUAUGCCAGCAAGGACACCUUCAGCUCAACUGAAUAUAAAAGAAACCCUCAUUCUGUUUGCUCCAAAGUAGGAACACUGGUAAACUCUGCAUUAAGAUUGCGAGCAUCGCAGACAUAACUACUGUUUCAUGUCUAAAUGCCAACAUCUGUGAGGGGAAAACAUCCUUUAUAUACCCGGUAGAACUUUGAUGCUAGCUUUGGUGUUCAUAUGACAAUAUUAAGGUGAAAUAUGAAAUUCCUCACAUUUUUGGUGCUGACGUUGCACACGUUACUACAUCUACUGCUCGCUGAAUUUGGAAAAUUUUGUCACAAACUGCAGAUGAGGUUGUGGAACUGCUUGUAGCCUGUACUGCAUGCGAGGCUGACAUGAUUGAACGGUCUGUCACCCGCCCGCCCGGCCUGCCUGCCUGCCACACAUGCUCACAGUAAUAUCCUGUACUGCUCAUAGAUGUCAGGAAAAAGAAUUGUUUUCUUCUUGACGUCUAGUUUCUAUGUGCAGUUUUGUUUUGUUUUAUGUGGACGAACUUUCCAGCAGUUGAGGCCCUCACCUGCAGUAUGAUUUGUUGCUGCGCAGGCAUAGAGAUUUAUCUCAUCUUCUGUUUGUGAGAACUAGGCCUUACUGUCACCUGAUAGAUGUCAAGCCCUUUGUGUGAAGAGCUGCCAAAUGAUGUGGUCACCGUAAACACAGGAGGAAAUGGAAAACAAUGGGAUGGUCUGCUAUCAGGAAACAGCUUUUGAGAAAUUUCUGAAAAGUACAAAUUCUGUGGUGAUCCUUUCGGAGCGGCUUAUCCCUAAAUAUGACAAUUUUAGUCUUUUGCCUUUCGUCAGGAUCAUAUACGACAUUGAUUAUCUGUGCAAUAUGUUUACUUAUUGUCAGGAUUAAAAUGAAUUAGAUUGUAAUUCAAGCUGUACUUAUUUUAUUGCUCUGUAUGCAUUAAUUAUUGCAGCAGUAAAUACUAUUUCAGGUUAAUAUUAGCUAAUGCCUGUUAAUUUGAGUGACUCCAGUGUCUUCAACAGCAACAGGACUUUACAUGCGAGAUUAUGAACAAUAUCCUGAAACUCUAGCACACCUGCUAGGCAAUGAGUCCCGCUGACUAUAGAAUCAUAGAAUUGCAGAAUUGGAAGAGACCCUGAGGGAAUGCAGGAAUAACCCAGUAUAUUAGGAUUUACUUCUGGAUAGACGUGGAUAUGAUAGCACUUAAAAUUCUCUUGCAUUCUUAGCGGUGAGAGUAGAAGCCAGGCUUUACUAAAAGGGUUUUUCUAACAUUCUCAGUCCCGUGGCGAAUGUGAUUUAAAUAUUUUGCUGUAGCUCCAUGUACAGGAACCUGUGUCUCUCCAUUCCACGACCAGAUACUCUGCUGAUCUGGAACUUGGCCAGUUGUGGGGAUUCCUUGUUAUCAAUCAUUUACUGAACAUUUAUAAUAAUGGUGCAGUAAUACAUUUCCUGCAGUUCCUGUUAUGUCAUUGAGCCUCAGUGGCAUUUUCUCCCAAGGAAGCAAGCAAAUUUGGGAUUGGUAAACCAGUCGUUGAGAUUAUACUUCCUUUCUGUUGAACUCCCCCUCCUUGCCACCAGCAAUCGUCUUAACUUCUCUGUAGGGCUGACUAUAGCAGUUUUACAGCAACAUUGGCGAGCUCAAGAGACAACUUAUUGGUAGACCCAAUUGGGCUUUUUGGUUUGGGAUAUUGUCCACAAUCAAGGAGACAGUAAUUAAGAAUUUUAUUGGAAAUCUUCCUCCUCUUCUCCCAAGCAUAAUUCCAGGCUGUUGGCUAGGAGAUAGCUGUGAAUUAUAUUCAUUGGGUGGUGGGGGGAACAAAUUUUCAUUUUUAAAACUGCUUAAACGUUUUUGCUUUGGCAGAGCUGUUUUGGAAAAAGUAUCUAAUUGCUUAUGCUGGUCAUUUUAUCUCUCCCAAAAGCAUUUGGGAAAUUAUUGCAUUAAUAACUUUUUCCCCUUGCAUGAAAUGUUUGCAGGUUUGCUGACAGUUCCUUUCUCACUGUUGUUGUUGUUGUUGUUAUCUCUUUGGUUCGUAAGCCCAACAUAGGAAGAUUAGGUAUUCCUCAUGGACCUUCAGGGGAGAAGGUGGCAGUCGUAACAGUGGAUGAUUGCGAUACUACAGUCGCUGUUCGUUUCGGAAGUUUUAUUGGAAACUACUCGUGUGCUGCUCAGGGAACGCAGACAGGCUCCAAAAAGUAAGACGCUUUAAAAAAAUGUUACUGUUCACAAAUGAUAUAAACCACUUAUCUUGAAAGACCUUCUCCUUAUCUCUUAGGUGUGCUUAAGAUGGGUCACUGUCAUAUGCGAGUGCACUUUCAAAUGUGACUGUGUUAAGAAAGAGUUUUUCCUGUUUAGGGAAGCUUUUAAUGUUUAAUAGGUUAUUGUAUUUUAGUGUUUUGUUGGAAGCCGCCCAGAGUGGCUGGGGAAACGCAGCCAGAUGGGCGGGGUAUAAAUAAUAAACAAUAAUAAAUUAUUAUUAUUAUUAUUAUUAUUAUUAUUAUUAUUAUCAUCAUUUGUCUUGAACUCACUAGAUGAUUUCUUCUAAGUAAAUUUGAGAUUGGAGAGAAUAAUUAUUUUAGAUGCAGUCUCUCCUAUUGGCUAGACAACUGUUGUUAUCAUGGUUUAUUACAUACCUAAAAAGCACUGCAGGGUAUAAAAUAAUAGAAUCUAAAAGAAAAUACACAGGUGGGGGGACAGAACGUAGCCCUGCAGGUUUACAGUCUAAAAUUUCAAUCCUUAUCAUGAGCAGCCUUGCAAGCCAAAUUCAAUAUUGUGUGAUUGACAGGUGGGUGGCCCCCGCCCACCACUCAAAAGCCAUUGUGGGGGUACCAUUUCUGAUACCUGAUUUCUAAACGUCUUUGGAUUUCUGAUUUCUUAAGGUCUUUGGAUCUAACUGGCCCUUUGCUCCUUGGAGGAGUUCCAAACUUGCCUGAAGAUUUUCCUGUGCACAACAGACAGUUUGUUGGAUGUAUGAGGAACCUCUCCAUUGACAGCAAGCCAAUUGACAUGGCCAGUUUUAUAGCCAACAAUGGCACUCUUGCAGGUAUAAACUCGAUAUUGCAGGGACGAAAACAGAACAAAUGUGGUUUUGUUUCAUUGAGAAGUAAUAUCCCAGUAGGUGGGUGGGUAAGGGAGCAUCAAGCAGCUAACCCACCCUCACUGCCCAGCCUUGGCAUCAGGCCCCUCCCCUCCCCUAUGCGCUGCCCCCUCCCUCUGCUUGCUGGUGAGUACCGGCACUUGUUGGAUGAUAACUUCUUUCAUUCCUGACCAUUGACUAUGCUGACUGGGACUGACGGGAACUGGAGUCCAACAAUGUCUGAAGGGUCACAUGUAUCCCACUUACCCUGCAGAGUAAGUGACAAGAACUGGAUUUCAACGACUUUUGUUGCAAUACAGUUUCAGUAAUCUGAGAAGGAAGAGUCUGUAUCCUGGGUAGACCCCCUGCACUGAAAAGAAGGGGAGGUCAUGUCAUGCCGCGAAUUAUUUAAUGCACUCGCUGAUGGUGAUAUUGCAUCUUUGAGUUCCUUAACUUCCAAGAGUCACAAUCCAGACAAACUUUUGGGUGCCCGCAAGGGCUUGUGUGCAAGCUGCGGAGCUUCCAGCGGCAGUUUGCUUUCUGCGCAAAUAAACUGCUUUUUAAAAACUCCCCAGAAGUUUCAAAAUUGUCCAGCAGUGCUGCAGUUAGAGGUAAGGAAGCUGCACAGUAUCUGCAUAGCUCAUAGCAGCAGCCCCACCCCCUCCCCUGGAUUACUGUGUAUAGUUGCAGCCAUUCAGAAAGCUAACAAUGAGAUUAAUCGUAGCUUGUUAUUAGCAUGGGGGUCGGUAGAAUGCUAAACAAGUGGAGGGCUAAACCGAUUCUUUUGGAAUGCCAGGCUGUUUAGCUCAGAAGAAUUACUGCACCACCAACUGGUGUCAGAAUGGAGGCACCUGUGUGAACAAAUGGAAUACCUACGCCUGUGAGUGUCCCCUGCAGUAUGGAGGGAAGAACUGUGAGCAAGGUGAGCAAUUCGUCCGUUUUCCCUUUAACAUGUAAAACAUCCAUAAUAUAUGAACAAAUAUGAAUUGCUCCAGGGCAGCUUCUGGGCCCUCAGCCUUGUAUUUUGGCCCAUUAGGUGCUUUCGUAGAAUCAUAGCAUCCAUGACAGGUGGACAGCCAACCUCUGCUUAAAAACCUCCGAGAUAGGAGAGUCCACAAAUGCAUAAAAGAGGGUGGGUAGUGUGUGUGGUUCUGUUAUAUUGUCCUAGUAUAAGCAAAUCUGUGUACAACCACACCUUUUUUUCAAACUUAGGAAAAAGGAUCUAGAGCUUUGUUGCAAUAAUCUUUUCUUUUAAAAAAAAGAACAUUAAACCACAGGUUUCCUCCUGUAAAACUAAUGAACUCAAAAAUACAUUUUGAUGGCGUGUUAAUAUCUAAUCACGAUUUGAGUCAGAACCUAUUUGAUUCAUGUUAAGUAGCAGGUUAUUAGUCCCCUUUUGCGUUACGUUCCCAUAAAAUGCACUUGGAGCAGAGACAUAGCUCUGUAUUCCUGUGUAAACCGACUUUCCUGCCAAAAAAAAAAAAAAAUCUCCUUAGAAAAACAUUAGAUUCAUUUUAUUGCCGGGAAGCCCCCAGAUCAAUUACUUAUUUCCCGUAACGUAUCUGUGGGGAGAAAUAUGCAUAAGGGGAAAUAAGUAAUGUCAAUAAAAGGGAACUCUUAGCAAUUUAUGACCAAGGUGAAGCAAACAUUGGAAGUGUGCGGGGGGACGGACGAUGGCUGCUGAAUAUCAAAUACUUUGGAGAACCACGUGUAUUUAUAAGAGGGCUGUCAAAUAUAUAGGCCCUGGGAUGUUCAUGACACACCAACCAUGUGUUUUAGUCUACCAGGUCUUUUAUAAAAAAAACCACACACCUUUUUGAGGCUCACCUGGGGCCAUGAAAAUGAAGUUUAUUAACCAUCUGGUAGGCCUUGAUACAUAAGAUGGCAUGUCUACUAUAGCCUAGAGAGUAGAGCUUGACAGACCCAUAUUGCUGUUGAAAAUCUGAACCAUAAAAUUCAAGCUGGGUUUAGUUACCUUGUGUUUAUAAAGCUGAUAUUAGAAAUGAUGCUUUUUUUUUUACACAUAUAGCUGAGCUCAGCAUGCCUGGUAUGCAGUGAACGAAUCUAUUCUGCGACAAGCUUGCUGUAGGGUUUGUUGCUUCAGACUGGCGAAAGCUUUUAAACAUUUAUGUGGAUUUAAGGACAAUAUACAGAUCAGCUGCUCAGAAAGGGUUGCAAUCUAUAUACUGCCAUACAAGCGCCUGCUGUAUCUGCUCUUUCUUAGUUGAUAUUGAUUUCCACUGGUAGUUGAUGCAUUGUGUUUCUCCAAACUGAGGGAAGUGUUGGUUAUCAUGGCACAUACAUUUAAAGCCCCAUGAUAGAUCACUGGUUUCUUGGAAGCCAUAAUUCAACAUGUGAAGACCAUUAGUUCGCCAUCUUUAAAGUGUAGACACUGAUUCAUUGCCAGAGCUGAACCACUUGAGUACUGCAACUUGCCCUUAAUUUACUCAACAAAGCCCACUUUGUGUGCUUCCAGGCAAAUAUCCACUAGCAUGUCUAUCCACAUCCCACUUUCUAUGGAAGAGUUGUCCUGAGCACAGUCUCAGCCAGCCACACUUAGGAGUGUCAUGCUUUGAUUUAUGCCAGUGCAACUGAGAAUGUCAUGAAAAAUAAUUAUGUGGUGGGUGGGUAUGUCCCCCACUCCAAUUCAAAACUUUCAAUGAAAAUUCUGCCUUUUGUUUUGUUUUCUUUUUAUCCAAUGUUGCAGUAAUGCCUUUCCCUCAACGCUUCACCGGAGAAAGCAUCAUCAUCUGGAGUGAUCUUGAUAUCACUAUUUCUGUGCCAUGGUACAUUGGUCUCAUGUUUAGAACGCGCAAGGUUAAUGGCAUGUUGAUGCAAGCAAAUGCAGGGGUCUCGUCCAAGAUCAACAUUCAGGUAGAUUGGUUCAACACAGCACCAAACUUAAAUAUGUAUACUUAGUCAUAAAGCACAGUCCAAUACAUGUUUGCUCAGAAGCAGCUCCAACAGCGUCUAGUGAGGCUUAUUCCCUAAUAUGUUUACUCCAGAUGUUUAUGUUCAUAAGUCUAGAACAAACAGGUAGGAGAAAUUAAAUGCUACAGCACUGAUCAAUCCAUUUGCCAUAAACAGACGUUUCUGAUAGAAAAUAAUAGAUUGCAUUCAAAUGGAAGGCAGACUAUUGAAACAAAUAUUUCUCAAUAUAUAUUUAAAAACAAAUAAUAGGAUAGUCUGGAAUGCGCAACCUUUGGUUUGCUGCAGACUUUACAUCCCAGGUGAACAUGCAAACUAUGCAGACUGCAGGUAUCGUUACUAGUACAUGACAAGGGAUUGAAUUAGAACCCGUUUUUCCAGCAAUGAACCGAAGUUAAUGUUUUCAACAGAUACUGAACAAAUAUGUGGUAUUUGAAGUCUACGAUGGACUGAACCAGGUGGCUAGUUUGCGGAUGACUCAGUCCCGAAUCAGUGAUGGCGAGUGGCAUCAUGUGCUAAUAGAACUGAAGAGUGCAAAAGACGGCAAAGACAUCAAGUACCUGGCUGUUGUAUCCUUGGAUUAUGGGAUGUAUCAGGUGAGGUGGCAUCAGUAACCUUUCAGCAUAAACAUGAGACCAGAAUGAGCAACUGUUAGUAAUACAAUAUGGCGGCAUAACUGUGAACUAUACCAAGGCCAAGUUGUUCUACCUUAGGUUCAAGAACCUGUCUUUCCAUCAUUGCCCCCUUCCUUGCCCCACUUCUCAUUCCCCAUAUCUUUCUCCUCACACCCAACCUCACAAAGCCUAUGAUAGCAAUGUCUCACACCAAAUGUAACUCACCUGCAAAUAGGACUGCAUGAACUGAAAACUGAGAUGUUAUAUGUACAGUCGUACCUUGGAUCCCGAACGCCUUGCGAGUCGAACAGUUUGGCUCCCAAAUACUGCAAACCCGGAAGUGAGUGUUCCAGUUUGUGAACAUUCUUUGGAACCAAACAUCCGACGUAGCUUACGCUUCUUCCGAUUGGCUGCAGGAGCUUCCUGUAGCCAAUUGGAAGCCGCACCUUGCUUUCUGAACGUUUUGGAAGUUGAAUGGACUUCCGGAAUGGAUUCUGUUCGACUUCUGAGGUACCACUGUACCUUUGUUAUCCAUGAAAAUCUUUCAAUAAAAAUAAUUUUCAAAAGAACCCAUUUUCCGCCAAUCGUGCAUGAAGGAUAACAUGGUCUCUCUAGUUAUAAUAAGCGAGAUUUUGCAACUUUUCCAAAACCCACAUAUCACACAUCGGAGCCCAUAAGAAAUUUUUAGCGCCAAAUGAUUUUUAUCCCUUCCUGGCUGCAGAACACACACACACACAGAGAGAGAGAGAGAGAGAGAGAAAGACUCUGACUGAACUGGCUGUCCUGUAGUUGAAUUGACGGAGAAAAAGGCAUUUUACCUCUUGGAAAUGCUUCCUUGUUGAAGCAGAACACAAACAGCUUCCAUUACCUCUUUAAGUUUAUUGUUGAUUACGUCCCCUAUAUCAGUGAAAUAUUGUAACCGAGAAUGUAUAAAGAAGUGGCAAUCUCCUUUGCUGUGUUCUUCAUUUCAGAGCACUGUACAGAUUGGAAAUCAGCUGCCUGGACUUAAAAUGAAAAGCAUUAUUGUAGGAGGCGUCUCUGGAGAUCAAGUCUCUGUUCAGCAAGGCUUCUAUGGUUGUCUCCAGGUGAGAGCUGAAAUAAGUAACGAGGGGAUGUUUACCCAUGAGAAGCAUUCUCAUCUCCUCUGGGAAUGGGCCAGUUUGGGGUAGAGGGCAGAAAGGGGUGGUAUUCAUUUGUUUAUCUGCAUCUCUUUUAAACACUGAUCACUUAGUUGACUUAAUUAUGAGGACAAUGGGCAUAAGUCCCAUUUAAAUUAAUGAGACUUUAAGCACAUAACUGUGUCCGCAGAUCCGUUUGAUUUUAAUUAAGCAUAUUGUGUCAGGGUGGCAUCCAGUGGUUUGUUGGUUAUGAUUGCUUUUAACACCAGCUUUUAAGAAGUAUGGUUUCCGGUUCAUUAGCUCUCCAUGACUGAUCUGGAAUUAUUUUUUUUAGGGGGGGAGGCAUACUGUUCUGCCGUUUUUAACACUGCAUGUUAAAGCUGGGGCACUAGUUGGAUGUUACCAUUGUUUAUGUUCCUUCACUCCUUUUUCAGGGAGUGAGAAUGGGGGAAACGUCCACAAAUGUAGCGACUUUGAACAUGAAGCAGGCAAUCAAGAUUAAUGUCAAGGAAGGCUGUGAAGUGGACAAUCCCUGUGAUUCUAACCCUUGUCCCCAGCACAGCUAUUGUAGCGAUGACUGGGACAGCUAUUCAUGUGUCUGUGAUCCAGGUAAUAAUGGCUUGAAGCACACUAUUCAUAGUAAUGAGAGCCUGGGGGGAUUAUAGAAUUCUGUGGUUAUGAAAGUUCUUAAAGAACUUGGCAACAGUUGCAGAAAUUCAUGCUCAUAAUCCCAUAAAAAUCAAGAGUAGCAAGCACCCAUCAUAGUUGUGGAUGGUACCCUGUUGCUCUCCAUUAUAUUCGUGAACUCACUUUGAAUGCCUUCUCUUGGAGGAGAAUAGCAUCCCACCCGAAAUGCAAAUUCUUCUGCAACGUCAUUUUUUAAAAAGCUGCAUUUUAAAGGACCUAUUAAAUGUCCAUUUGUUUUAGUUUGCAGAAUUUUGAAAGGUUUCUCCUUGCUGCAGAACGGGAUUUUCUCGAGAAAAAUGAAAGAUUGACACGAGCUUGAAAAUAAUCAGAGAGUUAAAUAUGUGAUGGAAAAGCAAAACAGAAUUUGAUUUGUUUCAAUUGGUUUCAAUUUUCAAAAUGUUUUAAUAUCCUCCCUGUCUUUAUGCAAGCCAGUUUCUUUCAAAAUGGGUUUGACUUUGAAGUUCAAACUACAUAACUGAAUCUGAGCCAAGGUGUGCUUACUUCAGAAAUAAGGCUGCAUUCCACACCAUUUUUGCACUGGGCUAGGUGGGACAUUAGACUAGGCAGAUGUGUUCCUCUGCCCUCAACCUGCAGAAUGAUGUUGAGUUAAUGCACGUUUACUUCAGAGGUAAGACUGCAACCUAAACUGUCUUGCACUGGGGUGUGUGUGUGCUGAACUGGGCAAAAGGGUUCCUCUGCCCAACCCUAUAUUUUUAAUUAAUGCCUUAAGCAAAAAAAGGGGAAAAAAUGUGUGUGUAGGCGGAAAUUGCUCCUAAAUAUGAUCCCAACUUUUUAGAAAAGUAUAACUUUACUGUGCUGUUAACAGUAAUCUCUCUAGACAGUGUAUUGCAGGAGGAGAUAAAUUUCCUGAUAACCAAAGAGGUGCUAUUAGCGUAUAAGAAUAAAAUAGAUUGCUUUCCUGAGAUGCACAGGUCAUAAAUUACAAAGCAGUUGCUAUAUGUCUAUAACCUUGUCUCCUCAGGGUACUUUGGGACAGAAUGUGUUGACGUGUGCAGUCUGAACCCAUGUGAGCAUGUCUCUACCUGUGUCCAUAAGCCAAGCUCUUCUCAUGGAUACACCUGUGAAUGUGGGCAAAGCUAUUAUGGGCAAUAUUGUGAAAGCAAGUAAGCAAAUGACACUGGCCAAUUCUUAGCCUUCCUUUCCUACUCCAUCCCCCUCCCCCAAAUCCCUUGUAUUUGUAUAAAGAAAUGAGGAGGAGCUACCUUAUUCAAAACAGAAUUUUCCUUUAUUCUUUUUAUCAUGUAGAAAAUGUGCAAAAGGUGCAUAUUUGUAACAAAUUCCACAUCAAGUGCUAUAUAACGAGUGCCACCAUAAUUUUUAUUCAAUAAUAAUUUUUUUCACCCACCUUCCCUCCCAUUUUCUGUAACUUGACAAACUAUGCCUCAAUGGUUUCAGAAGAAGAGAUCUUUUAGUUUUUUGUAGCUCCAAAGCUGAACAUUAAAUAUAUUUUCCACCUUCUUUGUAGAAUUGAUUUGCCUUGUCCUAGAGGUUGGUGGGGAAAUCCCAUUUGCGGGCCAUGUAACUGUGAGAUCAGUAAGGGAUUUGAUCCUGACUGCAAUAAGACUAAUGGAAUAUGUCGGUGUAAGGUAAGCAAAAGAUUGCUCACUUCAUUGGAACUAACGUUCAAGCUAAAGCGUAACAAAUAACUGCAAUUCAAAAUGAAGCAGUUGUGUUGAUGUUAUCUAUCAUUUCUGCAAGCCUUCUAUAUUGCUUUCCAUGAACCUGACUUCAAUAGCUACAUUUCAAGAAGGAGAAGGAGAAAAACAUUUGGCCAACCUGAGAAUUGGCCAAAUGAACUUGUAUAGGGUUAUAUUUUUGUUUGGGCUGGCUGUGACAAGCUGCAGACACCUACUUUCAGUCGGCAAUAAACUGAGCACCUUCUGCACAUUAUUAAUUAAGAGUAUGCAGAAUCAGCUUCGAAGAAUUUCUCCAGUUGGGUCUCUCACAAGCUCUUUUGCAUAUACAUGCAUACACAUGCUUGAACUAGUCACAACUUCUUGCCACCUGUAUAUAAUUUGUGGAAGUAAAAACAUGUAGUUACUUCAGAAAUGUUGUUCACUUUGAACACGUUUCUGCCUCCAAUACACACAUAGAAAGGGAAUAUUUCAUUUAAAAGGAAUGAAACAUGCAGAGUACUUGAUAGCCCUUGUUUUGUUCAAAGCUGUUAAGUAGUCAUUCACACUCGAGGGCAAACUGUGGUUCAGAAGUGCAUCUCUGUAUUUUGAAACCAACCUUCUCAGGUCCAGAUUGUUUGGCAAGUUUUCUCCGCUCAACUUUAAGCAUCCUUUUACCGAGGAUGAAUGUUCCUUUACCUGAGAUAAUCUUUAAAUCGCAUUGAAGUGUGAAUUCUACCCAUUGCUCAUAUCCUUGAUUUGCAAGCACCUCUCAAGCCUCUCUCUUUUUCCAGGCAAACCAUUACAGACCACAGAGCAGCGACCGCUGUUACCCGUGUGACUGUUUCCCUUCUGGUUCCCACACUCGCACCUGUGACCUAGAAACAGGGCAGUGUCCCUGUAAGCCAGGAGUGAUUGGGCGACAGUGCAAUCGUUGUGAUAAUCCCUUUGCUGAAGUUACUGUUCAUGGCUGUGAAGGUACCUAUACAUACUUCAACACCAGACCAUUUUAGAUUUAAUUUUAAUCCCGACUCUUAAAAUCCCUUUUCAUCUUCGCAUCUUUUUGUUGUUUUGAUUUGUUUCACAUGCAUUUUCAUUCUUGCUAUGUUUUCCUCUUAUGUAAAGCACCCUAUAAUUAUUUUUUUAAUUGAAGGGCAAUAGAAAGAUUUCUGUAAUAAAUAAAAUAAAUUGUUAAACGGAAUUUCAGAGAAAAGAGAAUCCUGGCAGUGGGCAAAUUUAAUGUAAACAGAAUAUUCCAAAUACUUGUGACUGCCUUUCCAACGGAGGCUUUUUCUGCAGAACAAAUUGCCCGCUGCUUUGUUCAGAUCUCCUUCUGCAUCUCUUGUAGAAACUUCUUAGAUGAGCUUGCUAGUUUAAGCAUGUACAAACCUUACAGCAUCUUAUGAGAAGCUGCUUUAUCCUUUGCUUCUACUGAAAGUGACGAUUGACAUGUUUUAUGAAUACCCUCUCCUCCUUUCAAAGUCCAGAAUAGAACUAAGAAUGUCUAAAUGUUUGUCCUCAGCAAAGCAGAAUCCCUUCUGUUAUAACUUAAGUGCUAUUAUAUUAUCAGAAAAAGAAAGGUUUUCUUUCCCUUCCACCUUACAUAGUGGUUUACAAUGGAUGCCCCAAAGCAUUUGAAGCUGGCAUAUGGUGGCCACAGACCAAAUUUGGGCUGCCUGCUGCAGUGCCCUGUCCCAAGGGAUCAACAGGUAAGUACUGCCGCUAACAUGUUGAAAGUGUUAUCAUAGCAUCAGGGGGUGGGCGAGUUAGAUUCUAAAACUUUGUUGUACACACAGAGAGUAAUGUAUUAUUAGAGCCUGAAGACAAGAAACUGCAUAGCAUAGACAGAAAGUUUAAUCAACAUAAAACUAUUAAGAAUACCUUUUUUUAAAAAAAAUAACACAAUGGGAGGUAGAACGUUAAAAAUCAUGAAAUGGUUGUAAUACGGCAGGCAUGUCCAACAGGUAGAUCGUGAUCCACUGGUAGAUCACUGGACGUCUGCAGUAGAUCACUGGCAGAUCAUUGGCUUCCCCCAAAGAAGCUGAACAACUGUGGCUCCCCUAAAAAAAGCUCAACAUUUUACCUCCUCCCUGAAAAAGCUCAACAACUUUGACCCGAACCCCAAAAAAGGGGGUAGAUCACUGCCAGUUUUUAACUCUGUGAGUAGAUUGCAGUCUCUUGGGAGUUGGCCACCCCUGCAAUAUGGGAAAAGAAAAAACAUUUUUACUGAAAAUAUAGCUGAUACAUUCUCUUUCAUUCUGCAAUAUCACCACAUGUUUUCCAUUGUGAUGUGUAUGUAAUUUAAAUGGUAAAUAAUGGACAGACAAACCCCUGGUCACUGAUAGAGAAUUAUGCCUUAGAACACCUGUAAUAUUUCUAACAGUUCCUGAUACCCAAGUUUUUAUUCUAGACACAGCAGUCCUAACCCUUGAUCUGUGCUGCUGGUAGGAGUUGGAUUCAGUGGAAGUGUCGCUCCACCAGGUUCUGUUGGUGGAGUUUCCACCAGCAGAGGCCAGUCCUCUGCUGGAUGUUUGGACACAGGGCAGGUCUGACUGUGGAUCUGCUAGAUCUGCCCCUCUGUGUCCCUGCCCAUUCUGCCUUCUAAGUUACAAUAAAUACUCUUCUUUAAGAUAACCCAAAGCGAAACAUUUGUAGUUUUCUUAUCAAUUAAAUGUGGCAUAUGGCCGUCAACCAUUGUCUUUGUCACAAACACAUUUUCUUUUUAAGGAAAUGCUGUUCGUCACUGUAACAGCGAGAAAGGCUGGCUCCCUCCCGAACUUUUCAACUGUACUACCCUUGCCUUUGUGGAUCUGAAAAUCAUGGUAAGUACAGGGUGCUUUGGAAGAACCGAAUGUCUGCUGACUUGUGCAUUGUGUUGUAGUCAUAGUUGCCCUUUAAUAUCGCUGGAAAUCGUUGCCGAGUAACUGCUAUGCCCACAGGGUGAGAACUGCACAUUCCUACAUGGGAUUACAGGUGUGUCACAAAGAGAGAGAAAACCCAAUUCUUUACCUAUGACUGUUACUCGCUUUAGAGUUCUCUGAGCGUUCACGUGUCCUGCCUGCUGCUACUGCUACAGAAACUUUUAGCGCUCUUAUUCAAACUGGAACCAAGCAGGAAGUGCCUUUUCUCUGCCACACAGAAUAUGCUCAGAGCAUUAAUUAUGUAAACCGGGAAGGAACACUAGUAUUUCCUCUGAUGGAGUUUAAGCUUUUGAUUGUUGGGUUGUGUAUGUGCAAAUUCUGUAUCUGAGAUUGGGCAGAGGCCACCAAGAGCUGUUUCACACGGUCUUUCAGUGUUUAGGCAGGCAGGACACAUAGUGGAACACAGGAAUAAGUGUUGGGCUCAUAAGUAUCCUCUUACAUGUAUACAGAUGUGCACCCACAAACACACACAUAUACCUGAUCACGUGACAGUCCAGGCGUCAGUUUCUCACUGCGCUGCAUGUAGAUCUACACACUUGGGGAAUCAGCAUCCCAUUAAACCCUUUGACAUGGAAGAGAGGUGCAGUUUGCUUGCUAAGUUGGAGCCUUUGUUGUUUUGGGUCUUCAGAAUGAAAAGCUUAUCCGUAACGAGACCAACAUGGAUGGCGACAAGUCAGUGCACAUAGCCAAAGUGCUCCAGAAUGCCACCAACCACACGGGCUCCUUCUAUGGGAAUGACAUUCGGACCGCCUACCAGAUGAUGCUCAGGGUGCUGCGAUAUGAAAGCGAGCAGCAGGGGUUUGAUCUAGCUGCAACGAGGGAUGUGGAUUUCAAUGAGGUAAGAAAUGCUGAACCGAUACUGAGAAAACUUGGGCUGCGCCACUUUAGCUCCAGAAAUAGCGCAGAUGUGUUCCAUACCACAGUCCUACCCACGUCCUGCAAGGAAAGAUCACAAAGUUGGCUGCGGAAACUGCACAGCAUAUGGUGAUCCUUUAAGUGUUUCUGAAGAGUGAGACUUUGCGAAGGCUUUGAGUAGGAUGUACUGGAUGCAUGCAUCGUCUAGUCCCCAAAAUAACUGCCUUGCGGAAAAGUCACAGAACAGACAAAUCUCUUGUAAAUGCAUUUCACUUGAAAACAAAUGCAGAUAGCUAUUUCCCUAUUUCAUAGAGCCUGGGUUUUUAUGUUAUUUUUCUAUUGUUACUUUUAUAAAUCUUGAUCAUGUGAAAUACUUAAAAUAAAACAGCCUCAGUACCCCCCCCCCAAAAAAAUCUUUAAGCAAGACUACAGCAGGACGUGUCUGCAUUGUUUCAUUUGCAUGUUUACCUGUAGCAACAAUAUUAGUCAUUUUUGGGGGGACAGGAAGUAUUGUUCUUCCAUUUUGUGUGCAACAUUUCCCCCUUUCUUUCUCCUAGAACAUCAUAAAAGCAGGUAGUGCUCUACUGGACCCUCGUGCCAAAGAGCACUGGGAACACAUCCAGAGGACAGAGGGGGGCGCAGCACACUUGCUGAAACACUACGAGGAAUAUUUCAGUAACGUAGCCAAGAACAUGAAAAAAACCUACAUGAAACCUUUCAUAACUGUUACCACAAACAUGAGUAAGUAGCUGUCGUUCUUGAUCAGAUAUGACUUCCUAGUGCUUCAGGCCUAGGCCUGCCAUGUUUAUUUGAUUCAUUGGCUAGAUUAAUUAAUUUUAAAAAGGCUUUGGGUCUGGGGAGGUCAGGAGAAGCCCCAGAACAAUGUGAGUGGGAGAUUGUUCCGUCAGGCAAACAGAAAUGUUUGCGCUGGCAGAGCAAUCUCCUUGAAGGCAACACUGUAUUGGGAAUUUUUUUAAUGUCUAAUGUCUUCCAUUUUUUUAUGUGCUGUAAGCCGCCCAGAUGGAUGGGGUAUUAUUAUUAUUAUUAUUAUUAUUAUUAUUAUUACUACUACUACUAUUACUGAAUUCCUCCCAUUGAAUUCAGUGGGUUACAUUCAACUAAGUUCUACUCAGAGUAGAACCAGUGAAAUAAAUGUAUAUUAACUAAUGGGUUUACUCUGAGUAGGACUAGCAUAGAAUAAGGCACUGCAGCCUUAGUCAUUUAUCUUAAUGCCAAGGCUUAUAUUAUUAAGAUUGUGUGAAUGAUGUACAAUAAUAGAUCCAGAUUUCUUCUCAACAUCCAUGUAGUUUACAAAGCUAAUAAAGCCUCACAUUUACUAAAACACCACUGGAUGUUUGACUUGUAUGUGGCAGAAAUAUGUAUUACGGCAAGCUCUUUUUAUCUGUUUAGUUAUUGCUGUUGACAUCUUUGAAAAGUCUAAUUUUACGGGAGCUAAAGUACCACGGUUUGAUGCGAUUAAAGAAGAUUAUCCUAGAGAUUUGGAAUCGUCUGUUUUGUUUCCUGAUACUUUGUUCAGAGCUUCCGAUAGAAAAGGUAGGAUGCUUAUUCUACAGGCGUUUGGAAACCUGUAAUGUGAAUUCUCAGAUCAGCUAUGAGACAAAGGCAGUUGGAUCCAGGUGUUGUUGUUGUUGUUGAAUUUGUAUACAGCCCUUCAUCCAUAGGUGACAGUUCACAAGGAAAAAAUACAGCCUUUUAAAUGUGUCUGUGGGAAGGAGGGGCGUUGUUUUGCUGUUUGGUUUUACUUACUUUUAUGUUUUUAUCCUGUAUUUUACUUUGUGAACUGCCCUGAGAUCUUACGAUGAAGGGCAGUAUAUAAAUCUAAUAAAUAAGUAACACAAAAAUCAACACACAUAAUAAAAAACAAGAACAAAACAAAACAAAACAACACCUCACAACAAAAAUCCUCCCCAGGGAGAGGCCCAGUGAAGUAAACAGGAUUUAAGCUAGCCAACGGAUCUACUUCAAACAUGACUAGGUCUGGAUACAACCCAAUAUGGGGUUGGAGAAUGGGUAAUGUUCACUCAACAAACAGAAGAAGCAGUUUCCCCCUGCCUGUCCAUUAACUGUCCAUUUGUACCAACUCACGCCAGGUUUGGCUCAGCAUAAGGCCAUUUUCUCGAUAUGAAAAACUGAAGGGGGGGGGGACUCCAGUCAUGUUUUGUUUUUAUGUAAAUUACAAUAUUCAUAAGGCAAAAAUAAAUGGGUCCUUUUAAAAUCACUUCAUAUUUAGCAAGCUCAGAAUUAGGUCUUUAAAGCAUGAUAGUAAAAUUUGGCAUUGGUUUUAUCUUCAGCCAUUCCUACGAUGAAGCCUUCAAACCUUAGAUUGCCUCCUAAAAUAGAAGAUGAGCUUUUGAAGAACAAAAAUGUGCUUGCAAAAAGAAAACGUCGGCAUCCAGAGGACACUGCGCAGCAUGCGGUUGCUAUCGUGAUUGUAUAUCGAACCCUGGGGCAGUUUCUGCCUGAGAGCUAUGAUCCUGACCGAAGGAGCCUGAGGUAAAACUGAGCUUCAUUCAUUUGCUUUGGGUAGCAUUUGUCUAUUGUGUUCUGGAAUGGGAAGGCCUUGCUACCUGAGAGCAAUCAUGUGUUGCGAUUUUAAUACUAGAUGUCUUCAAAACUUACAGGUUGUAGCUAACAAAGUUAAUUCUCAGAGUAGACCCACUGAAAUUAAUAGACUCAAGUUAUUCCUGACCAUUAUUUUAGCAGGUUUACUCUGAGUGGGACCAAUAUUGACCACAAUUCUAUUCAUCUACAAGGCUGCCUCUGUUGUUCUAAAUCAUAAUCUAAUUAAUCUAUGUUAAAAGAGAUAUCAUUUUGGUAAAAAGCUGUUAAAUUUCUUAGGGUAAGUUCACACAUGCUUGUACAUCACCUGAUUUCUAAUGACUCAUUGUCUCGCAGUAGAAUAUGUGCCCUGACUCCAUUUAAAAAUAUUGUGUUUCAGGUUAUGUCAGGUUAUUAUUCUAUCUGCGGUUUCUGAUUUAUGAUGGCUCAGUAACAUGCAUAAGCUAUCACUUGAUUCUUGCAGUCAUCACAUGAUAAGCAUACAUGUGAUAAGCAUACACAGCAGGUGGCACUGUGGUCUAAAGCACUGAGCCUCUUGGGCUUGCCGAUCAGAAGGUCGGCGGUUUGAAUCCCCACUAUGGGGUGAGCUCCCAUUGCUCUGUCCCAGCUCCUGCCAACCUAGCAGUUCAAAAACAUGCCAGUGCAAGUAGAUAAAUAGGUGCCGCUAUGGCAGAUAGGUAAACAGCGUUUCUGUGCACUCUGGUUUCUGUCACGGUGUCCCGUUGCACCAGAAGUGGUUUAGUCCUGCUGGCCACAUGACCUGGAAAGCUGUCUGUGGACAAAUGCCAGAUCCCUCGGCCUGAAAGUGAGAUGAGCGCCACAACCCCAUAGUCGCCUUUGACUGGACUUAACCAUCCAGUGGUCCUUUACCUUUUACCUUUACACAUUUGAACUACCCGUUCAAACUUUUUCCUGACACCACACCCAUCUAAAUUCAGUGGAAAGCUAUCAUCUGAAACUGGGCAAAAUACUAUAGCUUUGUUUUCACAUCUGUAAUGGUAUGUUUUUCCCCUGGUUUUUUUUCUUCCAGAUUACCCAAUCGGCCCAUCAUAAACACCCCAAUAACCAGUGCAAUAAUUUACAGAGAUGGGGAAUCUUUACCAAAUCUUCUGGACAGCCCCAUUAUGAUUGAUCAUGCAUUGCUGGAAACAGAGGAGAGAACAAAACCGGUCUGUGUGUUCUGGAACCACUCAACUGCGUAUGUUUCACAAUCUAUUAUUUUGGAAAGUUGCUAUUGCAUGUGGACAUGUUAAUGUUAAUGGGUCUUCUUCAUACAGCUAGUCUGAGAAAGAAGUCAGUGACAAUCUUGCGUGCUGCCACUUUCUAUCAGGAAGGGUAAAUCUUAGAGCAGUGUUUAGCCCUGGUGCUGAGUGAGAGAGGGAGAGAGGAGGUUUUUCAUGCCCCAUUACAUUUCUGCUCAAAGUCCAGACAGAGCAUUUGGCUAAAAUAAAGGCAGGCUGCUUAAUAGGAGGAAAUGUGUGUGUCGUCUUGUAACAAGUAUCAUGUGAGUCUAAAGGGAGCACACGAAGAGACAGCGCGCACACUGUCCAAGUGAAGAAGAUGCAAGUUGGCCCAAAGGCAGUCCUGCAAGUCUUGAUCGUAACUUGCUGUUGCUCUCAUUAGUUAUCUUCAUUGGUUGUAAUGAAAAAAAUCGAAAAUACAUGCCUGUGGGCAGAAAUGUGGUGGAUUCUGUGAGACCUCUGACCUCUCUAUAUUUCAUCUUCCAAACCCAUAUUACGGGUGGGAUUGUAGUUUAUUCUAAGGAUUUCCUUGCAAGAAAAAAAAAAGGGAGCUUGCAUAAAAUACCUAUGUCUGCGAUAUAUGUUGUGCUCACGCAGCCCAACAUAGGGUUGUUCGGCUGGAGCUCCCAUGUCAGCAAGGGCCUUCCUACGUGUAAUUUUAAUUGCAUGACUUGUAGCCAAACCAGGGGCUUUAAAAAUGUAAGGGGUAUGUGUGUGAUUUCCAUGCUGACCGCAGCUUGCAGGGAACUUCUCUCUCUCUCUCUCUCUCUCUCUCUCUCUCUCUCUCUCUCCAGCCACUGUCCCAAUGGAAAUCCGCUCCCGGCUUGCAAUUUGCAAUCCAAUUGGUGCCAAUGGCAGCUUUUUUCCAUUGCUAAUUGCAGCUGGAAGACAGGUGAAUACCAUUGGGAUCACAGCUGUGGAGGGAACGGGGCGUGGUCCCGUACUUGCUGUAGUGGUGAUGGAAAUCAUGGGGCUCAUACCUAAGACCGUUUUUAAAUAUCCCUUGAUUUGGCUAUAAGCCGAGUAAUAUGUCGUGUGCAGCUAAGGUUUCCUGUCCAUAUAUUUUUACAUCUAACUAAGGGGGAGUCAUAUGUCACCUACAUCUUUGCUAACUGUGACAGGAUCAUAGGAAGCUCCCUUAUACUGGGUCCAUCAAGGUCCAUCAGUAUUGUCUCCAUGGACUGGUAGCAGCUCUGCAGGGUUUCAGACUGGGGACAUUCCCAGUGCUCCUUCCAGAUGCCAGAGACGGAACCUGAGCCUUCUGCCUGCAGUGCCAAUGCUCUGCAGCUCACAUGGGUGUAAAUUUUAGACUCCUGGUGGGCAGUUAGUUUUCUUGGAAGCCCACAUUGAGUGUGAAGUAAAGGAUGGAGAAUCAAGGUGCCAACUCACAUCUUUCUCGGUUGUGUGCUGGCACGUCUGUUACCAGAAACACAAUUCCCAUCACAGCCUUCCGGUUCUCCACUUGAUGGACAAAUUUGGCAGCUAAGCGGCACUCCUUCUGGGGCCAAAUUUAGUUUUGAUUCCAUCAGUUUCUGAUCUUGACUUUAGACAGUCUCUUACCAGCCUGGGAACAAGAGCAGCAGCAACUAUACAUUUGAUAAGAGGGCUAUUAAGUUCAGUAGGAACUUGAUAAUUUCAACAGAAGAAAUUUGAGCACAUGCUUUGCUCUCCAGGUGCAGUCAGUGAGACCUAAAGUGCCCACUUUUUUCUGGAUCAUGCCCUUUAUUCCUGUAUGCUAAGAUUACAGCUAUUACCGCCUCUGCAAAAAAAUAUGCCAUACAUCAAAAUGGCAUAUUGAAAGCAUGGGAAACGCAGGCUCUUUCACUAGCUAUACACUUAUGCAAUCAAUAGAAGAGCAUAAAAAUAUACACAUAUCAAAUAAAGAAAGAGACAUAUAAUAAUGAGUUUUACUACAGUGUGUUAACCAAGAGAAGAUUCAAUACUAUUUGAAGAUCAAAGAGACAGCUAAGCCUAAUAAAGUAGUAAGAAUGGGUUACGUAGUUUAUUUAGGCUACCUGCAUAUAAUUUGGACAUUUGUCAUGUUGAGGCAAGGUUUAAAGAAGCAGCAAUCUUUCUAUUUUAAGCAUCUGCUUCUUGUGCUUCCCUAACCGCCCAGAGUGGCAGGGGCAACCCAGUCACAUGGGCAAGGUAUACAUAAUAAAUCAUUAUUAUUACAGUGGUGCCUCGCAAGACGGAAAUAAUUCGUUCUGCGAGUCUUUUCGUCUUGCGAUGUUUUUCGUCUUGCGAAGCACAGUCCGUCGCAACUGCGCCUCUUCAAGUGGCUUUUUUUAAAAAGCGCAAGACGUUUUCGUCUUGCGAAGCAAGCCCAUAGGAAAAUUCGUCUAGCGAAGCAACGCAAAACCGAAAAACCCUUUCGUCUAGCGAGUUUUUCGUUUUGCGAGGCAUUCGUCUUGCGGGGCACCACUGUAUUUCCUCCUCCUGCUGCUGCUGCUACUACUACUACCUGUUUUUGCCUUAUGGAGCUAUCAUGGUAGAACAUAUGGCUGCCCUUCUUGGGAAGACAUGGAGAGCACCAAAUUUAUGCAGGUUAUUCCUGUCUGUAUUUCCUCACAAAGUUCUGUGCAUGGAAAUUGGCAGAACAGAUGCAUUGCUACUUAAUAGUCGGCGAGUGAAGGAGAGACGGCCAUUUAAGGAAAAUAGCAAUUCGUCAUUGAAAUAGUUUCAUCUGCCAGCCAGUCAUACAAAUGUCAUUGGAUCUUGGUUUUUUUGCUUCAUUUCCCAUUGAUUAGAAUUGGAGAAACCGGGGGCUGGUCCUCAAAGGGAUGUGAGCUGUUCUCUAGAAGCCAGAGCCGAAUUGUUUGCCAGUGCAACCAUAUGACCAGUUUUGCUGUCCUAAUGGAUAUUUCAAAACGUGAAGUAAGUGCAGUUUCGUGGGGAUUUUUUUGGUUUGUUAAAGUUAUGAAAUUUAGCAGGUUUGAGUAGACCUCCAUCAGUGUUUUGUGUUUAUCUUGAAAGGCAAAUCACCAGUGUAUCAGAACGGCGUGCCUUGACACUAAUUCCUGUUACAGUUAGUUUGCUUGUUUUUACUAAUUUAUUUUGCUUGCUACCAUCUUACACUGUAGAUUUCUCUGAAACAAGUUACAUCACCACCGCAUUCCUGUUGAAUGUGUUCAUCUCCAUCACAUUCCCUGAAGGCCCAUACAAGGCGGCAGGAUGGCUAAUUAUAUACAGAACUAGUACCCGGAAUUUCCAUCCCUUAAUAUCAGUUUUUUCACCCUUCCAAUUUCCAAGUUGCUCUGCAGCUUUAAUUCACCCUAAGCUUGAGACGGGAGCUGCUGUGACUCCCAUUUUACAGAUGGGGAGGCUCCGCAGUAAACCUUCUGGGAGCUGACAUUAUUCCUUCCUGAUACAACCAACUGAACAAAAAUGGCCAUUGAAUAGACAGCCAUAAAAACUGGGCAGGAAACCUUGGCUUCCCAAAUAUAAACAGAGUUGUGCCUGGGCACCAUUACCCUGCACUUCAGUCCAUGCUUGCCCAUUUUAAGUCCUUGGAUAUCUUGAUGGAGGGAAGUCACAGGCCCUGCACCUGGCUCAGUAAUCAACUUGUCAGGAUUGAGAGUUGCUUCGGAAGUUACCCAUAUGUUUCCAAAUGCAGAGAAGAAUGACAUUGCCCUGUCACUAACCCGUGAUCAAGGAGAAGACAGUAAGCUGCAGGGUGGUGCGGAUGUAGGCCAUUCCUUACUAAGGAUCCCUGGCAAUAAGCCCUGCUUAUUGCCUUCGUAGCCAAGAUGGUUGCUCAGGUCUCUGCAGGCCAGUUUAUAUACACUCACGUUUAUAUGCACACACUGCUCUGUAGUUUUCUGUAAGUGACUGUGUCCCCUAGAGCCAAUUGUUGGUCGUGUUCUGGCAAGGCAAAAUUGUGUUCUUAUCUCCAAAACUAUGAGGGCUAGAAACAUUGAAAUAAGGAAGCCUGAAAGUCUCAUAAUUCAGGCCACAGAGUCUGCACAAAAUUCUGAUUAUAGGCAAGGUUAGCUGUAGCUGAGUGAAUCUGCACUGUAACUGUAAAUAGUAUAGUAUUCAGUGCAUGGAAUUACCCCUGCCUCUUGAAAGAUUGUAUCUUCAUAAAGGCUCACAAAAGGAUUACUUGAGUUUACUAAUCUAGAGGAUGGUCUUUCCUAUUGGAUAUAAAGUUGAACCUCUGUUCUUGAACGUUUCCAUUGACUAACGUUUCAGAACCCGAAUGCCAAAAUCCCGGAAGUAAAUGCUUCCGUUUUCGAACAUGCCUUGGAAGUCAAACAGCUUCCGCUGCUUGUUUUUCAAUUUUCUCAAUUGAAUUUGCCAACAGCCCUUUGCACCUCGGUUGUUGAACAUUUUGGAAGUCAAACUGUCUUCCGGAACGGAUUAUGUUUGACAACCGAGGUUCCACUGUACUUCAGGAAGCUAUAAAUUUGGAGGGAAAAAAUAGUAAAAACUUGCUUGGUGGUUUGAAACUAAUUUAAUUGUGGUUUUCUUUUUAUUACUAAGAAAAACCAUCAAGUGAGUUGAAGGUACCUGACAUUUUUUUAAGGCAUUUUUAUCACUCUUUGGAGUCACUACAGUUCCUGCUUCCUUACACUAUGUGAUUGGGUGUGUGUGAAAUUAACUCAAGUAACAUUUUUUCUAUAUAGCACUUAGAAAGGGCAUGUAGCAAAAAUGAUUCUUCUUAACUCCACAGAACGGCGAGGCACUUCCCCUGAAGAUUAUCACUUACACAACCGUCUCCAUCUCACUGGUAGCUUUGCUGCUCACCUUUGUCCUCCUUGUGCUGAUCCGAACCCUGCGCUCCAACCUGCACAGCAUCCACAAAAACCUGGUGGCUGCCCUCUUCUUCUCAGAGUUAGUCUUCCUGAUAGGAAUCAACCAGACAGAAAAUCCGGUAAGAGUUAAUUUCAAUGCCUUUCGCAUGCUAGCUUUUAACAGGGCACCAAACGAAACAGAAGCAAUGCUUGAUGCUGAGGCUGCGCUGGCCCCAACCCACAUUCAGUUUAGCACCGUUUGGGACAAGCAGAAGCUUGGCAGAUGGUUUGGCUUUAAGCAGGAACCCUACCCUGUUCCUGUGACAAACGUAGGCAGACACAGAACUGCUAACAGAUUGUUAAGCGGGCGCAAGACUGCAUUGCUCAUGGCUCCAGUCCUCUGCACGCUUACUGGGAAGAAAGUCCUGUUCGGUCAAAGCACCUGUUACCAGGCCCAGUGCCAGAUUUGAUAGGUCUCAUCCCCCCCACCCCAAAGGACCCCCAGUAAGUUUACCAGCGGUUUGGGGUGAGCGUUGGCAGGAAUAAGCAGCAGGGAGAGGCUGUUAUAGCUGCUCCUCUCAGCGCUAGGCCCUUAAAAGGGAGAAUAAAGCUUUGUUUGCGCUUUGGGAAGGUAAUGGGGCUGGCACUAUUUCUUCUUCAUCUUUCAGAGUUGAAAGAAGUACCAGGCACAGUGGCUGCCAUCUUAUUUCCACCUACAGGGGUCAGCAACCUUUUUCAGCUGUGGGCCGGUCCACUGUCCCUCAGACCAUGUGGUGGGCCGGACUAUAUUUUGAAAAAAAUAAUGAACGAAUUCCUAUGCCCCACAAAUAACCCAGAGAUGCAUUUUAAAUAAAAGGACACAUUCUACUCAUGUAAAAAACAUGCUGAUUUCCAGACCGUCCAGAGGCCGCAUUUAGAAGGCGAUUGGGCCACAUCCGGCCCCCGGGCCUUAGGUUGCCUUCCUGACCUAAUAUCUCUGGUGCCUGGCAGACUGUUGCUCUGAAAGCAGGAGGUCUCAGAGGUUGAAGGCUCUACUACUAAUACAGGGAAAUUAGUUUGUGCUUAGGAUUUCAAGCUUCACCGUAGCUGUAAGUGCUGCAUCAUCUUUCCUGCAGGUGGUUCUUUAAAAAUUAUUGUGCCCAUCCUUUAUUUUCAACAAGCCACUUCGAAAGGCCUAUUUGUGUUUUAUAUACCCGUAUUUCUGUUUGAUAGAAUUUCCAGAAACCAAUUUCCUUUAUGUUAGCAUGAGAACAGCAGUCUUCUGCCCCUCUUUUUCCUCAAUUAACAACAAUGUACUACUCCCUGUUUCUGUUCCUUAAACCAUUUGUUAAGGUAUUUUCUUUAGCAAGCUACGUACUGCACAGUAAAGGGCCACUCCUUGAAACUGUAGCAGUGACUGUGUUUCUAGCAACUAUUAAUCCUUCCUUGUGGAAUAAGAAUUGUCCAAGGAGUCACACACGGAUGAGCAUGAAAAGUCAAAGAAUGUGGGAGCACACAUGAAAUGGAAUUCCUCGUCAUUUGGUUUAGCUUUUAUAAGUUUCUGUAAAGCAACAGUAACAUGGCAGGGAGAGGUUUCAAUCAUCCGUGGAUGAUUGAUGGGGGGGGGGGAAUGAUAUAUUUUCUUUGUUGCAUAUCUGAAAUAAUAGUUUUCAUCAUGGUGACCUGUACAAAACUAAUAUUUUUAGAAGCCAACACACACACACACACACACACACACACGUUUAGAGCAGUAAAAACUUUUUUUUUAUUUUGUGGGGCAUAUUUUUAGUUUUGUUUAAAGAACUAGCCAGAGCAACUAAAACCAUAGUUCUCAAAGUGUGAGGCAGGUCUGUAGGGCUGCCAGGGGAGGUUCAGUUCCUCACCGACUCCUUUGUGAAUGCCUUGAUUAGAGGAGGUGGCUCACCCUUCCCCAGUAGUCCAGUGUAAGAGGUGGUGACUGCGUUCAGAUGGAAUGAUAAACUAGGCUUUAUUGUUACAGGGAUGAACCUAGGUGUCUUGAUCUGGUAUAUUACCACCAACUCCUCCAUUAUGGCUUAAUGGGGGAGAUUAGAAGUUUCAGCUUCCUUUUGUUGAUUAAUCAGCUUUGAGUUACAUCCAAACCCUAAACUGUCAUUGAUCUUAACCAAGGGAGGGGAGCGCGUGUCCCUCCAGUUGUUUCUGGACUACAACUCCUAUUACCCCAUAUCAUUGGCUAUUCUUUCUGGGGCUGAUGGGGAGUUGGAAUCUGGAGGCCCACAGGUUCCCCACCUAUGUAGUAAACCACCCUUUCGGCUAGCUGCAGUUUGUCCAGGCUUGAACAAAGCACUAAAUUGCAAUUUCAUCUGAAUUUGGGGGAACCACUUGAAUCAUCCGUUCAUGUUGAGCUAUUUCAAUUGCUUUUGUUUGAUUUGCCCAUUGCAAACAGCUGGAGGUCUGUAAAUUUUGAUAAUAAACCUGAUUUACAAUGGAGGUUGAAUAAUUUCGAUUGCAACUGUACUUGGCUAGGAGGCUGCAUUCAUCUUGGCAAGGCAGAUGUUGUGCAAGUAUUUCUAAAAGAGCACUAGUACAUUAGGAUAAACUUUCUGUAAUUAGGGAAGUUGUGAUUGCUAAAGGCUACCUCUAAGUUUAGAGGCUUGUUUACGUCUAACGGAAGUCCAUCUCUUGUGCCAGAUUAUUUUGUGGCUCAACAGAAGCCAUUCUAAUUUUAUAGCCUCUUUCUUUCUCUAGUUUGUGUGCACGGUGAUAGCCAUUCUUUUGCACUACUUCUACAUGAGCACCUUCGCUUGGAUGUUCGUCGAACAGCUUCACAUCUACCGGAUGCUGACGGAAGUGAGAAACAUCAACUUUGGACACAUGAGAUUCUACUACGUCAUGGGCUGGGGGAUUCCUGCCAUUAUAACAGGUAAGGAAAAUUAGAUGAUGAAGGAGGAAAAGCUAAUAUGGUGGGGAGAUAUCUACACUACAAACUUACAACUGUCUUCUAUCAGUAUGGCUGUCAUGGCAUCCUUUCAAAGAGUCAUGGGAACCUGGUGACAUCGCUGCAUGUUCUCUGCUUGAUAUGCUGACAUUUUAAAAGUUUUGCUAUUUAGCUCUGGCUUUUGAACUGUUCGGGACGCAGGUGGCGCUGUGGGUUAAACCACAGAGCCUAGGACUUGCCGAUCAGAAGGUCGGUGGUUCGAAUCCCCGUGACGGGGUGAGCUCCCGUUGCUCGGUCCCUGUUCCUGCCAACCUAGCAGUUCGAAAGCAGGUCAAAGUGCAAGUCGAUAAAUAGGUACCACUCCGGCGGGAAGGUAAACGGCGUUUCCGUGCGCUGAUCUGGUUAGGCCAGAAGCGGCUUAGUCAUGCUGGCCACAUGACCCGGAAGCUGUACGCCGGCUCCCUCGGCCAAUAAAGCGAGAUGAGCGCCGCAACCCCAGAGUCGGCCACGACUGGACCUAAUGGUCAGGGGUCCCUUUACCUUUACUUUGAACUGUUCAAUAAUGCCCCAUAUCUGCAACACUUCCAUACGGACUUCCAGUUCCCUGUGGAGAGAAACUGUUUUUAAAUCAAUGGAUAUAGGCCCUAUAAUCGCUCCCCUUUCCUUGUGCUGGGCCUAAUUCAAGAAGUAGUUGCAUCCUUAGGAUUAUACUUAUCAGUGGUGCCUUUAGAUCAGAGGUUUCCAACCUUUUUGAGUCCACAUCUCCCUUGACAACUACAUUCUUUCUGUGGCACCCCUGUGGGGCUUAGGAGUCCAGUUAUGUCGCCCCUUGCCUGCAAAGCUAGCAGCCUCUCACCCUUUUUGGAACACCCUCCCUUGUGGAGUGCUCCUUCAGCCUCCUCUCAUUUCCCCUCUUGCAAGUUCUCUGGGCAGCCACUACUGCUGCCUCUGGUCUCUGAGCUACUCCCCCUCCCGUCCCAAAGAGAGGUGCCUCCUCACAGUGCCCCACAGGGGCCUGGGAAGAGGAUGCCCCCAGCCUUAGUGGCCCAACAGAGACAGGCCAAAGGUGAACGUGAGGCCAGCACCUUACCUUGGGAGGCCAGCAGCGGGUGCUGCCAGCCCUGCAUGGCAAAAAGGCUCCCCUUUGGCGCUGGGCACUCAGCUCCCAGGCAGGCCUUGCACACAGCAAGCACAAGAAAGGCCAGCGCAGUGCCUGCCUGCUUGCCUGCCCAGCCUCCCACUUGUCUGUUCAUUCCCAACAGCAAGGACUGACUGGGGUCCCUCUCCUGCUUACUCUGAGGCUGCCAUAGCUCUCAGCAACCAGCAUCCCCUGGCCAGCCCCAGAGUCACCAUUCGCCUGCGGAGCUUGUAGCCAGGGCUGCUGCAACAAACAGCUGUGCAAGCCUUUGGGAGGCAGAGACGCAGGAGGGCAUCAGAGGAAGGGAAGGAAGGAAAGAGGGACAGAGGCCAGUCUUGGUUGAAAACCACUGCUUUAGAUAUUAGAAGCACUUGCAGGCACAAAAUGAAGACGAUACACAUAUUUGUACUGGGUGCCUCUUGCCCUACUUAAAGUAACUUCUGUGCAGAUAAAGGGACUUAAAACAUAGCUGCAUUCAAGUUGGAACAAGAAUCGCACACAUACCUCAGGAAUAACUUCAUUCACUUUAUUAUAAUUACUUGGUUGCUUGCAGUGUUUUUCAUAUUCUGAGAAGAGAAAGAGGCGAACAUGCUCUAGAUUUCACUUGCGCUGGUAGAAAUAUUCCCUCAGGCGCACAGAAAAUGUGACCCUGCAGAUGAUUAUUUAUUAUUUUGUUUACUAUUUAAUUACAUCUAUAUUGCCACCCAUCAAUAAAUAUUCCCCCGGUGUCUUAUAACAAACAACAUUAGAGGUGCAAUAUAUAACAAUUAAAACCAACAAUUCAACAACAAAAGAAGACAGAAGCUUCCGUACAGCAGAGACAGCAUAAAUCACUUGCAGCCCUUGUUUCAAACACAGUUUGAAAGACUGGAUGAAUGAAAAGGUCUCUAUUUGGUGCCGAAAGGCCACAAAUAGAGGAACCAAGCAAGCCUCUCUGCAAGGAAGCUGUUCUCCAUAGCUGAGUUUCCACUACACACACACACACACACAAAAAACAGCCCUCUCCUUGGUUGGUACCUACCUCACCAUAUUUUUAAGUUAUGCAUAUUUUAAUUUUCUUUACUUAGAAGAUUUCUUUGCUGCAUUUUAAGGACCAUUACCUUGUAAAGUUGUUGAUACUUAAUACAAUCCAUCAAAUAAACAAUCAGUAAAAUGUUGUAAAACAAUUAAAAUAACUUUCACAUUCGACAACAAAAAAGAAAAGAAAAACCAAGUGGACAAAUAGCACGAUUAUUCUAACCCACACCCUGCAUGACAUUUCUGUGUCCAAACUCCUUUCCCCCUCCCCUUUUUUUUAAAUAAAAAAAUAAGGUGUCUUUAAAGCUCAUUUAAAAGAAAGAAGAGCCAGAGUUUGCCUAACUUCCACUAAAAUUAUGUUCCGUGGUGAGGAGAGCACUGCAGGAAAAAACCUGUUUCUUGUGCAUCUGGUUAGCCACUGUGAGAGCAGGAUGCUGGACUAUGUGGAACAUUGGCUAUUUUUACUUUGUUCUGUUCAGCAUCCAGGGAUUUUCAGUGCUUGGGGCUGAAAGAAAGCUACCUUCUGCCUCUAUGCCCCUCUUUAAAAGGUCUCAUUAGUGAGUUGUGAGAUGUAUUCCUUGUAAGGUUUAUUUUGGGGGGGGGUGUUGGAGAACAGGGUGUGAAAGACUAAGUAUGCAGCGUUUGAAGCCAAAAACAAUUUAAAUGAAACUUUCUGGGUUUCUACUUGUUCUAUAUUUUUCUGCUAAUGAAAUAGCAAUCAUUAAUAAAAAAAAUCCUUAGUGGUGCACCACAGGCUCAAAUAAAUAUAGCUGAUAGAGCUGUCGUGCAGUGUUUAAAAUGGUAGCCAAUUAAUUGCAUGACUUUUAAUCAGUUAGUUAAAGCUGCAAUCCUAUGCACACAUAUCUGGGAAUAAAUUCUGUGGAACUCUUCUGAGCAUAGGACUGUGCUGUAAUGUGAAUAAAACCGGAGUAAAACAAUCUUUGUUUUUAAGAGUAUGCACAGCAAGCGACAUUUUAUACAAGGCAUUUCCUUCUAUGCGAGGGAAGCGGAAUGCUUUUAAGCUGCUCACUGCCACCUCCGAUUUUGUAUGUGCUUAGGUUAUACUUAAAAAAAACAAUUCCUGCCUGAUUAAUGUGGAAUACCCUUUAAAACGGAUCAAUUUGAUCCAUUAAACUAAAUAUGGAGCUGGCAGCCGGGAGUUGCCUCACUCCCAUGAAGGGGCUCUUUGUCUGGGGUAAGAAAGGAGCCGCAGGGAUUGUCCGAUUUGCUCAGCUGUUUGUUGCUCGCCAGCCACUUGGAGCUGAUGGCAAGUACUUCCUUCACCCAUGGAGGGGCUUUUCUGUAUGUACAGGUAUGUGGGGUGGGGGGUGUUCAUUCAAGGAUGCUGGGACAGGUUGUGGAGGGCAGAGAAGGAGGGAGAUGCAUGUGUGGCCUCUUUCUGUGUGUACGUGCAUGUGUGUAUGAGAGAGAAGAGGAAGGGAGCCUGUAUUUGUGGUCUCUAUGCAUGUGUGGCCUGUGAAAGAGAGGGAGGGGUGAAUUUGGUCAGAGAGGGGUAGAGCUGUAUGUGUGGUCUGUGUGUAUGGAAGGCCUGUAGAAAAGAGAGGUUGAGGGAGGGGGAAGUAUGCAUGCCAAAGAGAGGAGAAAUCUUUGUGUGGCUGUUCACAUGUGGAGUGUCUGUGUGCAUGCGGGAAGCAGGUACAGGUGUGUCUGCUCUGUAGAGCCCAAUUCAAAGUGCUGGUUUUGACCUAUAAAGCCUUAAACAGCUCAGGACUGCAAUACCUCAGGGUACCUCUUUCCAUAUGAACCUAUCCAUACCCUGAGAUCUUCUGAGGCCCUCCUUCAUAUAUCUCCUCCUCGAGAGGUCCAGAGGGUGGCAACACGAGAACAGGCCUUCUCUGUAGUGGCUCCCUGUUUGUGGAAUUCUCUCCCCAGAGAAGUUCACCUGACGCCUUCAUUUUAGGCACCAGGCAAAAAUGUUCGUUUUUAACCAGGCCUUUGGUUGAUAUGACUGACAUCCCUUUUAAAAUGUGGACUUUUGGGGGGUGGUUGUUUUUAUUUUGCUUAUAUAUCUUGUGAUUUUUAUGUUGAUCUUUUCUGUGAACCACCCUGAGACAUCUGGGUAUAGGACGGUAUAUAAGUUCAAUAAAUAAUAGGGCCGGCCCACCCACAGGGCAAGCUGAGGCAGCCACUUGAGCUCCAGUGGGCUCCACGCUCACCCCACUGCCAAUGGAGAGGCAGCAGUAGUGGUGGCUUUUGGUGAGAUGCUGCAAUAUCUUGUGUGUGCUGCAAGAUCUCGCCAGAACCUGCCACCACUUCGUAGGUGCCACCACACAUCCUUGGCGGGGCGGCAGGACGGUACUUUUUCUAGUACCAGGGGACGUCCCCUGUUGUUAUUUGACAGCAACAGCAACAUGGUUUGGGGGGAAAUCAUUAUCGUGUUAUUUCCACAAUCAGGACCAACAGGAACUCCUGUAUUAAACAUGAGGUUGUGCUGCAGGGCAGGAGGAGAAAUGACUGUACUCUCUCUCAUUUGUUGUCAUGCCACACACCAGUGGAGCCAUUUGGUGUAAUGCUGCACACCCAAAAUGGAGCCAUUUUGUGACUGGUGCCCAAAACACUUCCUCAAAAUUCAAAAUGUGUCCGCUGGCCCAAAGCGGUCAGCAGCUUCUGCUUUAUAAAAUAUUAACUUUUCACCUCUGUGUACACACACACACACACACACACACACACACACACACACGUAUAGUAAUUGUCUGCUUUCCUAAUGCAAAACUAUAAAUUACAGUUUGACCGGUCCCACUCCUUAUGUAUGUUUGCACAAUAAUUAAUAAUGCAAGCCAAACAUUUGUUGCAAAUGAUCAGCGGUAGCAGAACAAAGCAGACGAUAAGGUUUGCUGACAGCUUAUUGUGAGUCAUGCAUGGUUUCCCAGGAAGUCAGGACUUGAAAAGUUCAGAAGUAGGCUCCUUAGAAAACAAAGCAUUGUUCUCCAUUGGUAGCUGACAGACAAGUAAAAUUACGAUCCUUUGCACAUACAAAAACUCAUGCAACAGAAAGGGCCUCAUAAUCUGCAGUCAAAUUAAAUUAUUGACAAUUAUAUAGUUUAAUAUUUUCUGCCCAAGCUUGAGGUAUUCAGUAAAAUGGGUACCCUUGGCAAAAACUGAGGCAGUGAAGGGUAAAGGGAUUAUUUCCACUCACAAAUAUUCUGAAAAUAUUGAGCAGUCCUGAUAGAGAAAGAUAAAUGACUGGAGAAAAUAUCUGAAAGUUUUAACUCUUGCAGCAUGACUUCUCUAAACAUUUUUCUUGAAUAUUCUCCAGGAUGUGUUUGAAGCUUCCCUUCUGCUUCUAACUGUGGGAAUUGCUUGCGUCAAUUCGUGAUCUAAGCCUAUACUGAGUUGUUUUGAUGCUGAAAAGCUAAUUUUUCCACCAAGCUUGUUUCUCUGCAGAUGUAUUCCUUGAGAAAAGUAACUAAACUCUAGAAAAUGCAUGUUAUUUGAUACUUAUCCAGUUGUCUGCAUUGUGCCUCAUUCUGUAAAAUGAAUACAGUGGUGGUACCUUGGUUGUCAAACUUAAUCCGUUCCGGGAGCCUGUUCGACUUCCGAAACCAUUCGAAAACCAAGGCGAGGCUUCCGAUUGGCUGCAGGAGCUUCCUGCACUCAAUCGGAAGCCGCAUUGGAUGUUCAGCUUCUGAAAAACGUUUGCAAAACGGAACACUUACUUCUGAAUUUGCAGUGUUUGGGAGCUGAUUUGUUCAGGAGCCAAGCCGUUCGAGUACCAAGGUACCACCAUACUCUAUACUAACAGGCCUGGUUGCUGUGUUUUUAGUUGUGUUAUUUUUGUAUUUAUUUGAAUCACACAGUUUUUGAGUUCUAAAAAUGUAGAAAGGCUCUCUAGCACUUUUCAGACAUUACAAAAGUAUUUCAUCUUCCUGUGGAUAAAGCCUAUUGGGACGUGUAUUUUAUUGCAUUGCAUUGUAUAUGAUUCUGAGCAGCCCUAAAACAAGCCCCAAACGUAAGAGAAAUACUAUAAUUCCUGUUAAUUUUCAUAGUAGGUGAACUGCACACUUAAGGGCAAGAAUUGGGUCUAUUUUAAUUUCGUAAAAUCUUAAGGCAAUGUGCAGAAAGUAAAACUGCCAGCAAAUAUUGGAUUCAGAUGUUUGGCCACACUUUGGUGCAAAUGCCACAAAUGAAUAUUCAGUCUUGAGAAGCAGACUAUUUCUGCCUAAUUAACUGAUGCCAGACAUUUCCAGAUGGCUAAGUAUUUUUGGGUGGUGGCUGCUCUGAGAGGGAAAGACCAUACCUCUCUGGCAAUGGUUACCCAGAACUCGUGAUAUGGAUGGAUUGUGAGUGUGAACUAUUUUGACAGACACUCCACAUCAGAGAUUCCUUCCACUUUUGUCUUGCGAUACAGGUCUUGCAGUGGGGCUGGAUCCACAGGGCUAUGGGAACCCAGAUUUCUGCUGGCUCUCCGUUCACGACACCCUGAUUUGGAGCUUUGCAGGACCUAUUGUGAUCGUUGUGGUUGUAAGUAUUGCAGGAUCUGCCUUCGGCGUGAAAUGCGUCCGAGCUGAAUUUAUUACUGCCAAGCACUUUGACUGUAGAACAUUCUUUAAAAUCCAUCUGUCGUAUACAUCCCUAAAUUCAAAUCAAAUGUACAAAAGACGUGGGACAGCACAGCUCUGAUAACUAAUCCUAAAACUAUAAAAAAGAGCCUUGCCGUACAAAUUUCAACCAAAACUUGGCAUCCCUUUCUGCACACUAGGAGACUUGUAACUUAUUAAAUCAACCUUUUGUUGAUUACUAAAAGGCUUGGAUAUUUUUGUGUGUUUCCUGGCCAGGAAUCAAAUCUAGAGAACAAUUAUGCCCGUAAGUAUCAUGAUGUGUAUAGCUUGCACCCACUUAGAAGUUGUAAUUGGGAAUGAACUUGCAAGCAGGAUUUGAAAUAUGAGCAGCAGAAGGAAUUGGAGAACACAGUAGUGAUGUGAUGGUAUCAGAGAUGGAAGGUAUUGCACAGCAGAGGGGGAGAAAUUCAGACACCAUGGAAAACGGGAUGGGAAGUUGGGAAAAUAUUAAAAAAAUUAUGUAUUUAAGUAUAUAUGUCAACUUUUUGAAAGUGUAAUAACAUUUAUUACCCCAAAAAAAGUUUUAAUUGGAAGCAACGGGCCUCUUGGGCCUCCUCACAUAGUAUUGUGGAUAUGCAUCACUCACCCCUGAAUUCUCUUUUCCUUUCUCAGUCUGGAAUACUGUAAGCUUGUAAGGUCUCUAACUCCUUUGAAGAACAAAAUGUAUUUGGGGAAGAGAAAUCGUUUCCUCUUAUCCUAACAAAUCCCCUCUCUAAGGACUCUUUCAACUGCAAAAUGGACAAAACAUCCAAAGUAUUCUGGCCUGGGGAGGAUGGAAGUCAAGUUGGGGGGUGCACAUCAUAAUGAGUUGAUCUUUCACCCCACCGUCACCGGCAUAUAGCUUAAAAAAGGCCUGUUGCAUAAUACUGAUCAUGUUCAGGGCCAGAUGAGCCCCCAAACCUCAGCACUCCUGUGUUAUAAAGCAAUUGCACUACAGUACUCGACAGUUGAGUUCAGCACUGGCGUGCGGUAACAUUAUUAACCAAGCCCCAGAGCUCAGCAGUCUCACACUUAUUGUGCCCCAAGGGAUUUCCUGGUUGUUUGUUCCUCCCACGUACUGCGUGAAUCCUUCCUGGCCUCAAGCCUGUCCCAUACUUUGACGUAGACUAGUUUAUCCGGCAUGCUGUUUUUGCAACAGUUACAAGCAUUCAUGUCCAUGAUAAUGGUAUCUGUGCAUUUGCAGUAGUAUCUACCUUUUGCAAGUACAAUUUGUAAGGCCAAAAUCUUUCUUGUUCUUACUAAGCUGGCUCCAGAAGCUUUGUUUUACUUCAAACCUUGCAAAGCAGAAUCUACAAGACAACUGCACCAAAGUUUCUUGAAUUAAGAAAGCAAAGCAUAACAUGAAGUGAGGGGCUCUUAGCUGGGUAGAAAUUUGUGUUUUGGUGAAUUCAUGGAAGGAAAACACCUGCUCAUCACUAUUCUGAUCCAUACUUUCCCCCUCCAGAUCAACGUUGUGAUCUUCAUACUAGCAGUUAAAGCAUCAUGCAGACGACGGCAGCGUUCACUGGAAAAAACUGGAGUUGUGUAAGUUUGUAACCGUGACCGAAAGAAACUAAUCAUGAGAAGUGGUAAGACAGAGAGACAUGUUGUUCCUGCUCCCAGACUGAAACUGGGACACCUCUUCCUUCAAAACGUUGUUUAGUGCCAUUGUUCUUUUUACUAUUUGUUGAAUCUUUCGUUUCCCUUCUGUCAGCUCUUGCUCAGUCACUCCCUCCCUUGUCCCCUUUCAGUUUUCUCUUGCUUGUGAUCCCCAUCUUGAGUCACUUUCUCCCAUAGUAUAAUUACAGUGAUGUACUCCCUGAAAGCAGCUGCUAAAGGUAAAAUAAUUGCCUUCAGGCCAGAAGGUGCCUACACCCUGUGACAGCAUGCUUCUGCCAUGAUGUAAGCAAGGAGAAUAAAAUGUUAAUUUUAAAAAAUGUUAUCUAUACCCUGCCAGAAUUGACCCAUGGAGCUGCUUACAACAUACUAAAAUUCAACACUUUUGCACAAUAUAUUAAGGAAGCAUGGGUACAUCUGUGGAAUGGGUAGUCAAUGUGUUGACCUAAUGAGUCUACAACUCAUCAGCCCCAGUUAGCAUGACCAUUGGUCAGGACUUAUGGGAGUUGUAGUCCACUAACAUCUGGAGGGAACCAUCUUGGCUCUUCCCAGCCUGUGGCAUUACCGUUAGGCCCCAGGUAACUGAUAACCUAAUCCAGGUUCCAGGAUCUUCCCUUGGCAGGGAUGGGGCUAGAACGAACUUCAGGUGGAUCAGGUGAAUAAAAGAUUCCAGUGCACAGAAGCAGCUCUUCUGUUGAUCUGCACACAAAUCUCCCCCACCCCCCCAAAAUGCUUGUCCAGUCCGGAAGUUUGCCUCAUUGUCUUCUGAGGAGUCCCACCCUCAAAUAUGUACAAGUUAGAGGCAAGGCAGUCCAUUACCAUUUUACUAACGGUGUACAUAACAGGCAGGUAUUGCCACUGCCCAGUGAUGAACAAGGGUAAGUCAUAUCAUCUUGUUUCUGGAGAUUGUUGUAGUUUUCUGAAUCACUCUGUUGAGGAAGGCACUUCUGGUGUGCUCAGUAUAAUACUGUGUGUGUGUGUGUGUGUGUGUGUGUGUGUGUGUGUCAGAGAGAGGAGUUGGUGUCAGUGGAAGCAUACCACCUGAUGAGGAAAACACUUGCUAGCACAUGAUGCGGAUGGUGCUAUGGUCUAAACCACUGAGACUCUUGGGCUUGCCAAUCAGAAGGUCAGCGGUUUGAAUCUCCGCGAUGGGGUGAGCUCCCAUUGCUGUCCCAGCUUCUGCCAACUGAGCAGUUCAAAAGCACACCAGUGCAAGUAGAUAGAUACUGCUGCAGCAGGAAGGUAAAUGACGUUUCCAUGCGCUCUGGCUUCCAGCACGGUGUCCUGUUGCACCAGAAGCAAUUUAGUCCUGCUGGCUACAUGACCCAGAAAGCUGUCUGUGGACAAAUGCCGGAUCCUUUGGCCUAAAAGCAAGAUGAGCGCCCCAACCUCAUAGUCGUCUUUGACUGGACUUAACCGUCCAGGGCUCCUUUACCUUUUUACCUUUACAGAAUAAAUCCCCUUUACCUAUCACCUGCUUUAUCAGUGGGUGUUACUUAGGCCAUAAGCCAAACCUCUGGGGUCUGGCUACCUAGGAGACAGCAAACUGGAAUUCACAGAUCAGUAAUUAGUAUCUCUGCCUAGAGUGUAUUUGGUGGAUGAGUCACAAAAACUGAUUUUUUACAGGGUCACAUAGCAAACGAGACAAAACUAGUGUUUGACUUUCCUUGUGUUUCAUUCUGAACUUCUGCAUUUCAGCCAGAGCUUUGAGAAUUUCUCUCUUUCCUGGGGCAGAAUUGGGAAUAGCAGUGUGUGUGCUUCAGGGACUGCCGUAUUUCAUGCCUAAUACGAAUUAUUUCGUGGUUUUCAUCUAGCUCUGUACUGCGGACUGCUUUCCUACUGCUACUGUUGAUCAGCGCUACCUGGUUACUCGGUCUGAUGGCGGUGAACAGUGAUGUAAUGACAUUUCACUACCUGUUUGCUAUCUUCAGCUGCUUACAGGUGAGUUUGAUAAAGUGUCUUUAUGGCGUGCCUUCAGAUCCAUUUCAUGCUCCUUGGAUUAUCACUUCUCUGAUUAUGCAGUGCCGAGUCAGGGCUUCAUAGGUAAAAAUGGCAAACUUAGUGAAUUCCUCCUCCUUCAGUUAUUAAAGGAUCCCCUCCCUGGAAAUUUUUUUCUAUUUUUUAAAACAUAUUCUUCUUUUGUCCUUUUUUCUCUUCAUCCCUCUAAAAAAAUCUAGGGCCUGUUCAUCUUUUUCUUCCACUGUAUAUUCAAUAAAGAAGUGAGGAAACAUUUGAAGAAUACUUUCACUGGAAAGAAGCCACUCACCGACGACACCACCACCACCAGAGCUACAUUGUUAACCGUAAGGAGCCAUUCUGCAAAAAGCAUUUCCCAGCACUGACGCAUAAUAGUUCUGUAUCCUGACAAAAUUGCUGAUGCCAAAUUUUGUCUGGAUUCCCUGCCAUCAGCAAUUGGCCUAGAACUCUUUAUUUUAGGACAUAUCCUCUCUUACCAACAUAAAACAGAGCUGCAUUCAGCUUUGGUUUUCUUAGAAUGUAAAUGGAAGUAUAUGCAUUGGGAUUUAUAUAAUUAUGCCAUAUUCCUAUUAAACUAUUUAAGUGAUUGGAGUUGACUUAAGUCCAUUGAUUUCGUUGGGUCUCCUCUGAGUAAGACUUAGUUGGAUAUAACCCUACUGCAACUCACUAGUUUUCUUGUUAGUGUUUAAGCGCAGAAACUCAUUUUAAGGAAACAUUUAGUGUUAUUUCUAUCCUGUUUGUGAUAUUUUUAGAUCCCAAAUUUACAUUUAUUAUCUGAUUUUUAUUACUCAAAUGAGGGAUCAUCGGAAACCUUUGGCCACUCAAACGUUGACUUUCAGGAGCAAAGUUUCUCCUGCUAAAAGCUCGCCGUUUCCUAAAAGUCAAAUUUUGGAUGGCCCAAGAAAAAGAUUAGCGAGACCAAUUCUUUCUUUGGACAAAUAACUUAAAAGUUAAGCUUCCUCCAAACAAAAAAUGUAGGGCUCAUUUGACUACCAAAGCUCAUGAUCAGGAUAACCACAUGAUGUGGCUGUUGAUUGGGUGUACCACUACAAAAAAGACGUGAGGGUCACCUGUUACCGAUUGCUCAUCAUAUUAACCCCCCCCCCAAAAAAACACAGUAAACUAGCAUGUCAGGAAGAAAGCUAGCAGGUCUCCAUGAGAUCCAGUUUUUAUGUGUUCAGGGGCAUUGGAGUAGUUAAGUAUGCAGCCCCCUAAUUUCAGUAUGAAAUUGAACAGCCCAGCAAGAGCUUCACUGCAGAUUUGGCCUGUGUGUAUAGAUCAGCUUUAAUAAUAUUGACCCCUCUCAGUUUGAUGGGUGGUUUCAAAAAUAAACGUAUGUGUUUAUUGGUCAACACCUCUUAUUUUUCCCCUUCUCCCAGCGGUCUCUGAACUGUAACGACACAUAUGUAGAAGAGCCAAAUAUGUAUCGCACCACUCUUGGGGAAUCCACCGUCUCCUUAGAAAGCACCGUCAGGUCAGCCAAGAGUCACAAUAGCUACCUUGCUUAUAUUCUCAGGUAAUCUGGUGGCGGCGCAUGGCUUUCAGGCCUCUCCCUUUUCUCUUUGUGUUGCUUUUGCAAAAAUGAAAUGAAAUGCAUUGCUGCUUUUGCGCAAGUUGUGCUUCCCUUACGCUUCUGCAGAUUCGUUUUUGUGCAAUAUGCAUCUUGCACCUUACCUGUGCACACAUUGUUUGCAUCAUUUGAUUUCACCAUUUAAAUAUAGGCUGAAUGCCAAUUGCAGUGGCUAUACUGAUGCCAUACAGUCCGCCAGGCAAACAUUGCAUUCGAAGCAGCAAACUAGAAUUUCAGAUGUCCCUGUGGGUUUGCUUGCUAUCAUCCCCCUUUUCUUCUUCUUAGAGAUGAAGCCGCCCAGAAGCUUAGUGUGUCAUCCAGCCAAGCAAGAGCAGGUCAUACAGAAGGCGAUUCCUCCAUCUUCCACAAGAAGCCAUCAAAAUCCAACGGUAAGAGGUCUUUCUUCUCAGAACCGUAUAUGACAAACAUCUCCUCUAGUCCCCACCAACCAGUACCAUGUAUUAAUACAAUCAGUGCUUUUCUCAGUUUCAGUAAACUGUAGGGUGUUUGUCUCAUUGUCAGGUGUCAUUGAUUAGGGCAGGCUUAAGUAGCAGCGCUGUGGGUUAAACCAGAGCCUAGUACUUGCUGAUCAGAAGGUCGGCGGUUCGAAUCCCCACGACGGGGUGAGCUCCCGUUGCUCAGUUCCUGCUCCUGCCCACCUAGCAGUUCCAAAGCACGUCAAAGUGCAAGUAGAUAAAUAGGUACCGCUCCGGCGGGAGGGUAAACGGCAUUUCUGUGCGCUGCUCUGGUUCUCCAGAAGCAGCUUAGUCAUGCUGGCCAUAUGACUCGGAAGUUGUACGCUGGCUCAAAAUGAGGUUCAAAAUUUAGGCUCAUCUUAUACACAGGUAGCUGAGGGGGGAUGCGCGAAUGUUUUUUUGGCGCGAGCCCAAGAUUGUAAGUGGCGAUUGGCUGCUUGAUUGUUGGAGGGGAUGCCGAAAAUUGCAGCACACAACCGCUUGCGUCACUUACAAUUGCCGCUUACAAUCUUGGGCUUGUACUUCAUUCUGACGGGUGAGCGAUUUUCAGCAUUGGCCACUUGAUUGUUGUGGCGCUGAGGCAGCCAAUAGACAGGGAGCUGAUAGGUGAUUUCUGUGACGCGAGCGGAAACCACCUAUCACUCUCCAAUUCCCACCAGCGGCCGCCAAUCCCGCUACCGCUUGCUGCGACAAGGGCAGCUGUCUAUUGGCUGCCGCAGCGGCAAGCAAGAGGGCCAAUAGCAGCAAUCAGGCAGCUGCAACGCGAGCGGUUGCGUGCUGUGUUCCAGUGGGUGAGAAAUUUUUGGCAAUCCCCCCAAAUAAUCCUCCCCAAAAGCUCAUUUCCCCUAUUUUCUAAAUUUUGAGGCCCCCCAAAAAUACGGUAAUUUCAAUAUUGCAUCAUGACCAAAUCAAUAUUUGUAGUAAUAGGAAAUGUCAGAAGCCGUAAGUGUACUACUGUGUUGAAAAGGGCAACAAGAGAUCCUCCACAAUGCAUAAUAUAGCAAGAUACAAAGCUGUGUUUGUACAGUUACUUGGGUGUCAGGGCUGGUUCAGCUGCAGGUCAGCACGGAGACACAGAGAUGAGCAAUAAAAUUGAUUCUUUAUUCAAAGAAACAGAAUACAAACUGAUAAACCUACAGGCAGGACUGGCCCCGGGGGUCAAGCAGUUGCCAGAACUGUGUCUCCCACUUUCCCCUAAGUCUCCUCCCCAUCCAGCUGUUUUCCCAGCCAUCUUAAACUCCGUCCGUUUUCUGUGCUCUUUUCUCUGCUCCAUGCAAAGCUCUCUAUGCCCUUGGAGACAAGGGAGGAGUGGAGCUGAAUACAGUGGGACCGGCAGGCUCCUGUUGCAGCCUCAGCCCCCACCUCCCUCUCAGCUGCCUCUCCUUCCUCUCUCACUCAAGCCUGCUGCUUGUUCAGCAUCCAGCCAUCCUGCCCCCCGCCUCAUCGUGUCCUACCACCACUCCCCUGGCUUUUAUCCUUCCUCCUCUGAGGCUUCUCUAGGGCACAGAAGCCAACCAGGAAGCAGGACAUGAGAGCCACAGGUCUCUUCCCACUUGGGAUUCCCAACAACUUGCGUUUAGAGGCAUCCAGCAGUGAAGGCAGAGCAUAACUGUUGCAGCCAGUAGCCAUCAAGAGCCCUAUCCUCUGUGACUAUGCUGCACAAAGAGGAUUGAUAGAGCGGACUAGACGAAACACCUGUGACUAAAGAACGCUUGAAGGAUGUGAUAAGUUAAUGAACUUGCUGUUUCUUGCAUAUAGUAAACCGGAUGCCUGCGUUGUUUCAACACUUUCAUUUGUUUACUUCUACAGAGAACGAUUCUGACUCAGACAGCGAGUUGUCCCUUGACGAACAUAGCAGCUCCUAUGCCUCCUCACACUCGUCAGAUAGUGAGGAAGAUGGGGUAGAAGCAGGGAAAAAAUGGAACGCAGCCAGCUCAAAAAACAAUGACCGGGGUCCACUCCACAGCACCCCCAAAGGUAAGAGAGCAACAGCUAAAAAUGUGCUUCCUCCUGUGGGGGCCUUAAAGGUCACUUUGAAAUGGCUGGUGUGCUUCAGAGAGUAGCAGGGUCUUGUCCUUGGAAGAUGCACCCCAAAUCUAGAUGGGUUUGGCCUAAGACAGGGCUGGGGGACCCUUCUUGCUGACAGUGGAUGGGGAAGCCAGCAGAACCGGAGCCAAAAGUACUACAGUACUUAUUCCAUCCUGUUUCCCAUCCACCAUCCCUUCUGUUCACCCGCAUGAAAUUAGACGGAGAAUCUCAGGCCACAGGUUGCCCACCCCUGGAACAACUGACUUGUUAUUUCACAUUCCCCACCUGAUUCAUGUGCCGGUCGUAAGGAUAGACAAACAUCAUUUUAAAAGUUAAAAGGGCAGCAGAGAUGAGCCAUAGUCAAAAUGAGCAUUUACUGCGCAAGAGGAUUCUUAGUCUAGAAAGGUCUUCUGCUGUCGCAGUUCCUUAAGUGAAUUGGUUGCGAAGCUGCGGCACCAGUAAAUUCAGAGAAAGCCAAAAAAUUCCCCUGGCCACACUUGGGUGUUAUCCAGAACAAGCGUGGAAGGCCGAGAAAGAAGAAACCUCUCAGCAGGCACAGGAAUGCUGCUCCAAUCAGCUGACACAAUCCAGGCAACAGGUCCAUGGCGAGCAAAGGGCAGGGCAGCACGUGAAGCCACCAAGAGAGAAAACAGCUCCUUGUUCUCUUCAGGAAUGUGGAGUGUUUUCCCGGCCUUGUGUCUCUUGUGGCAUUUCAGCAAGAGCAAGAGUGCAGUGUUUCCUAAUGCAGCAGGACUGCCCUGGUUUGCAAACGAUCCUCUCCAUAACAGGAGAGGCAGUGACAAGCAGACUGAGCAGAGCAGAUCCACCCCCCCCCUCAACAUCACCUAGUGAGGCUUAAUUUCAUUUAUAAAAAUCAUUUGCAAAAUGUACAAGUCACUUUAUUUGGCUGAAAAUGGGGGCUUAGAAAGUGGCAUACAGUGGUACCUCGGGUUACAUAUGCUUCAGGCUACAGACGCUUCGGGUUACAGACUCUGCUAACCCAGAAAUAGUAUCUCGGGUUAAGAACUUUGCUUCAGGAUGAGAACAAAAAUCAUGCUCCGGCGGUGCGGCAGCAGCAGGAGGCCCCAUUAGCUAAAGUGGUGCUUCAGGUUAAGAACAGUUUCAGGUUAAGAACGGACCUCCGGAACGAAUUAAGUACUUAACCCAAGGUACCACUGUACUUGAAACUCAAGUAAUCAUCAAACCCUUUAUUGUAAAAGGGAAUCACUUGGAAUCCAGUUACAGUACUUCUUGGUCCCUGGCUGUGAUCAAGAAUUCCCUAUUCCCCCCAACUUAAGUUUCUUGUGCCCUAGUUUUAUUUUUAAGCGAGAACAUUUUCAGUGCCAAUAACCCUGCUGUUUUAGAAUAAUGAAUUUCGGAUUGUGUGUGUGAGUGUGGUGGUCCAAUAAAUGCUCAGUGGUGAGAAAAAUAUGCUUCCCAACCCCCGAUUACAUUGCUGAGCUUCCAAUUCAUUUGUGGAGCGAAGGUUGCCAGCAGGGUGGCUGCAAAUAAGGAGAAAAGAAGCAACUACGAACCUAAACCUGAAAUUAUAUGCAAACCAGAUUUAAGGACUGCAAAGGAAGCUGCCUCAUCCUGAGUCAGAUCAUUGGUCCAUUGGGCUUGGCAUUGUUGACACUGAUUGGCAGCAACUCUCCAGGUUUCCAGGCAGGAGAUACCACAGACUGAAACUAGUUCAUUUUGGCAGCUUUGGCCAAAGAUGUGUCAUUGCUAAUGGGCGUAUUCUGUGUUGUAAUGGGCGUAUUCUGUGCUUCCAAGAACAGAGGAAGCUGCUGAGAGAAGCUCUAAUGUUGUGUGUUGCUUUUUGUUUUUAAUUGGGGUUUUAUUUUCCUGUGUCCUGCAGUGGAUUCUGUUCCCAAUCACGUGAAACCCUACUGGCCUUCUGAGGGUGUAACGGCAAGUGACGGCGAGGAGCCAAGUGCAAAGCAAAAGCUGAAGGUGGAAACCAAGGUGAACGUGGAACUUCACCGGGAAAACCACACCAACCACAGCAGCGAAGCGCCUCAGGAUAAAGAGAACGAAGGGCAGCAGAAGGAGAACAAGCCACUUGUGCAGCAGAACCACCAGCAGCCAGAACAGAGGAAAGGUAAUGGAGAAAGGUCUCCGUAAAUAUAUCCCCAGAAAUAAAUGCUCAAGAGACCGUUAGCUCUUCCUGUUUGCAUCGUCUCAGCCUCUCCUACGUUGAGCACACCACCUUAAACAUACCCACAUUUCACUGGAUGUCACAACUGGACAUCCUCCCAUCUGUUCUGAACAAAAGAGAGGUGCAGAGAGCUUUUCUUCAGGCAAGCACGGUGCUUUUCCCCAUCAAUGGGAAAUGAUGCCUGCUCCAUUUUGUGGUCCUGCCUUUUCCCCUGCCCUUUCAGAUGGAGUAGCUGCUUUGUUCUUUGCCAUGCCACUAUCUCACAAUGCCUAAUGUGCCCACUGGCCCAAAAAGAUUGACAGCCAUUGCGUUUAACAAUGGGAUUUGGUGCCAUGAGAUGUGGGUGAUGACCACCACUUAGACCCCUUUAAAAAGGAAUUGGAGUAACACAGAGAGGAGAAAUCUCUUGGUUGCUGAUAGUCAUGCAGGCUGAAUAAGACGUGCGGGAUCAGAGACAGCCUUAGGAAGUGGGAAAGAACAGUGGGAAAGGGCUGUGUCGUCCAGUCCUACUUGUAGGCUUCUUCUAGGCAGCUGGUUCGUCACUUUGGAAAACAGAACGCUGGACUCAAUAGGCCUUUGGUCUGCUCCAACAGGUCUGUUAUGUAUUUAAUACAAAACAAUGAAACACAACAGUUCUUCACCCACCUUACAGUUUUGCAGGUGUGCACCUAAGAUGCUUUGGUGCAAUCCUAAAAAUGUAGUUUGAAAGUGGCAGACAUACCUUUUGAGGAUGCAUGCAUCCUAAGUGACAGGGAGCCAUGACUGACUGUCAAGUGUAAAUUAAGUGAGAUGCCUAGGCAGGAGAGUACGUAGAAUCACCUGCCGGACAUGGCUGUGAAAUCAAUCCCUACAAGCAGUGAAAACUUGCUGGGUUUUCAUUUCAUGUCUCAAUCUGAGCUCUCUUCUAUGAUGAUUUGUACCAAAGGGUAGGUGAAGGGCAGGUUUGGGUACCAGAUUGUUCCCGUAUAAACAGUUUUUUCCAGAUGGACAAAGUCUUGGUAGGCAUUGGUGGUUGAGCGUAAUGAUAGGCCAGACUUACUUAUUUCCAAUCUAAGAAUACAUGGAACAUUGAGUCUUCCUUAAAUACAGGUUUUGAAUUUGUCUCCAUUUCAUUAUACUGAAUUCCUCCACUCAUCACUUCCCGUUUCUUUCCACGGAAGGCAUACUGAAGAACAAAGUCACCUACCCACCGCCACUGGUAGACAAGAACAUGAAGAACAGAUUAAGGGAAAAACUGUCAGAUUAUAAUCAAACCACUAUCUCGCCAAGAAUGACUUCCAUUGGGACUAACAAUGGCAUCCGCGCCACUUCAGAUUCUGGAGUAACAAUAAAAACCCCCAGAAGAGAUCAGCCUCCAGAACAGAUAAACGGUUUGGCCAUGAAUGUCCAUGUGGGAACCGUAACUGCAGAGACUUCUGAUUCUGAGUGAGUGUGACUGUUUGUGAAUUGCUUCUCUCUGUCGCGUGGUGUUGCCCCUCUUGGGUUUCUGACACCUGCUCCUCUCCAUACUUUUUAACACUUCAGUGGCCCAUAUUGCAGACGUUUGUUCUUAUAAAGCCUGGAACAAACGUCAGGACUGUUUGCUCCUCCUUUUCGCCUGCUUUCUCUUGUGCACUAAUCCUGCUUUGUUGUAAACCAAAGUUCUCUUCUGAAACGGGGAACUCUGGUUUAAUGUUAGUUGAAGCCAGAGUCAUAUCCUGGAACCUAAUUAAUCACAAUAUCCCCUACCACCAUACCCAAGUUAACAGAAUACUUGCUUUUUACCGAUUACCUUGCCCGAAAACAUCCUGUCAUUAAUUUCACCCACUUUUUAACUUUCCUACUGCGUCAGGCUGCUGACGCCUGUCUGUCUCUCUGCAUGCUAACAUAUUAAAAUGAGCUCGGUAGUUUCACUUAAAGGUUUUGUCAGCCUGCCUCUGUUUUAACCCCAAGUUGCAUGAUUGCUUCUCUUCAUGAACAGAGGCAGUAAUGAAACUUCAAUUUGAAUCAUCAGGAAAUGGUGA